AUGCAAGGUAUUUCUGUUAAGUCUUUCCAAAACACCCUCCCCCUUCUAUAAGGACUUAGGUGUCACCCAACUUAAUUAUUCCCUCCAAGCUCGGUUUCCAUUGUAGGGCAAAGGGAUAAAAUGCAUUUACUGAUCACAUCCCCAGUCAUAGCAAUUUAACACUUUCAACUUAUCAAGGUAGGAUUAUGAUGAAAGAUACAAAUUAACUGCAAACAGUUCUAUUGCAAUAUGUGUUUGUACUUUCAAUAUUUUUUUUCCCUCCUCCUUGAAGAUCUCAGAAAAGCAUUAUGUUUUCCAUUAAUCUAGAGGUGGUGAGGCUUAAAAAGCACUGUCACCAUUCCAAAUCACUGUGGUUCACCACAAAAGCUCAGCUCCCUGCAGCCCAAUCUAAUUUUCCACAUGGGCAAAGAUGACCAAGGAAACCCAAAUCCUGUGCAAAAAGAAGUUGGCCUGGGAAGUUAGGCACACUUGCAUGUCCUUUUGUAUUUUGCUAUUUUUAUUCCUUUGGACCAACCUUUGGCACAUAGCCUGUGAGACCAAGACUGACUGUACCUUUAGUUCAAGGGUGGCUAACCUUUUUUGGGCCAAAGGGCUUAUAUGUCACUGGUGGAUGUGGCCAAAAGUGGGUAUGGAUGUGUACACACAGAUACACAGCUCUCCCCUUAAUUGAUCCAUGAAGAGUAGCUGAGGAAGGAGAUUAUUGCCCCCUCUCCAUUCAUCAAUGGUUAAUACGAGUAUCCUAUUAAGGACUACCUCCUUCCCUCCCUCCUUCUUGCUAUAUACAUAUAGCCAUUCCACCCAAAUCAGUGGAGUCUUGGGGGGCAGAUCAGGCCCCAUAACUGGUGGUUGGCCCCACCUUUUUAGUCAAUAGGUAAAAUAAAUCUAUCACCCAAUGCUUUUAAAAUAUUUCUGGCUAUUUAUUCUUUGAAUCUAAGAGUUGGUCUCGGACCUUGUUUAAUGUCUCUCCCCACCCCUUCCCAAAAUAAUUUAUGCCCCUGUUGUUUGGAGAGAGGGAGAAAAAUCCAUAUAUGGCAGAUUAACCUCCACCACUGUGUUUACUCUGGAAAGACAUUUAGGAGUUGCAGAUCUCAUUAGCAUUUUCAUUUGUUGUGGAUCUGAUCUGAUCUUAUUAUCUCUGUCUCAUAUAAUACUUGCAGCUUUUCCUUUAGAGAAAACUGUGGGGGUGUUAACCGAGUUUUGCCUUUUUAAUACUUCCAAGGCAUAAUUGCCACAAGCUUUUCAGAAAUCUGCAUGUCUGACUAUUUAAAAAACAUCAACACUAAUAUUCUGUUCAUAUCGGCCCUCAUGUGUGAGAAUCACAUUGAUCAGAAAGGAAAGUCUUUUGGUCUAAGCCUUCGUACACAGCUUGCUACAGCUUCCUUAGCAACAGAGUUCUGGUGCAGAAUGGGGCCAGGAUAAAAUUUAUAAUGCUCAAAUCCUCCCUGACAUUUUGAAAUGUUGUCUGCCUCAUUGUGCACCGUACGACCUAUGUGCUGGCACCAAGGGAUGCUGUUUUGUGCUUUCGCAGAACUCAAUGUGAAUUUUGCCAUUGAAGUUUAAUGGCACCACUAAAGCUUUGAUUGGAAACAAGGUGAAAAUACAUGCUCCCACUGGUUUUCUAUAGGGAUAGGAAGGCUUGUUCUCCUUUUAAAGGUUCCUUCAUUGUAUCCUUUGUGAACUAACUAUCCCUUUUAUACCAGCUGAACCUUUUCCCGUGAAGUUUAGCACAAUGCACUCACUGGCCUGACAAUUAAUGUUACACAUUUAGAAGCACUCAAGUGGUUUUUCUCCUGCCAUUUUGAUAAUGAACUAUGGAUGUUUCUGUAUGUCACCUUCCUUGGUUAGCUGUAAAUAGCUAGCAUGCUGAGCCACAUCUCCUGGAGUCUCAAGGUGGAAGUAGCUAUAGUGACCUUCUAGUGUGUCGGUUGUUCCCAGUUGUCACAGCAAAUGGAGCAGGGGUUUGCCAAUCAGAAGGUUGGCGGUUUGAAUCCCCGCGACGGGGUGAGCUCCCGUUGCUCUGUCCCAGCUCCUGCCAACCUAGCAGUUCGAAAGCACACCAGUGCAAGUAAAUAAAUAGGUACUGCUGUGGUGGGAAGGUAAACAGCAUUUCCAUGCACUCUGGUUUUCGUCACGGGACACCAGAAGCAGUUUCAUCAUGCUGGCCACAUGACCCAGAAAGCUGUCUGUGGACAAACGCCGGCUCCCUCAGCCUGAAAAGCAAGAUGAGCACCGCAACCCCAUAGUCACCUUUGACUGGACUUAACCAUCCAGGAGUCCUUUACCUUUUUUUUUUUUUACCCUGCCUUUGUUGUUGCCUUUGUUGUCCAACUCUUUGUGUAUUAUACCCUGCCUUAGGUACACUCAAAUACAGCGAGGUUCUCCACUGCAUGUAUACUAAAUAGUUCUGGGUAUGGAUGAGUACCAAUUUGCCUUCUUGGGCCUUUUCACACUUGCCAUUUAUAGUGGAAUAGUUGCUAUUUUUUUUCUGGAUGUUUUUGCAUGCUGCCACUCCAAAAAUUGCUUUUUAUUCUACUACUACAAAAAAAGAAAACAACCCACCAGCAUUUUCAUUUGUGUGGCACGUGUACAAGCACUGUCUUGGUUCCUGUGUGGAGGAGGUAGGAGUUGGUGGGCACACCCUGGGAGACAUGCUUUUUUUGCACCACUUCCCUCCUCUGACUGGCAUAAGCUGCCAGUGUGCAAGUUUAGUUCAGAGGAAAGGAUAUGGCAGAUAGAGAUCAUGACAUUGGGUCAAGGUACUGCCUAUGACAGCAAUCAUUUGCUGCAGACAACAUUUCAUCACAAUAAGCAGGAUCACCAUAGUUCAGGCAGACAUGCAGUUCCUCUGGUAAUCUCGUAUACUCCCAUGAGUUCAGAUAUCUGGAACAAUAGGCAUUGGGGGGGCAGCCAAUAAAAGGCUAUCCCCAUGCACAUGCUCAUAACUCUGACAUUUACUUGUUUAAGGAACACAAGAGUACAUAAGGGUGGUGAACUUUUCUCAGUUAAGGCACAACUUGCCACCAGUGUGGAAAGGAAAACCCCACAUUCACUCUCAGAUAACAAUGCCAUGUGGCCAAACAACGACAAAUUCAUGCAUGAGAAUGUCAGCUCAAAUAGAAACUAUACUGAUAUAAAUUGUAAGUGCAAAAUAAUUUGUAGCAUUUAUUCAUAGUUUAGGGAAGCUGAGAAAGUCUGAGGGUCACAAAUACCUCUCUGGGAGAAGGGACACUAAAUUAUUUUUGGUUAAAAUAGUUUUUGCACAUUUAGUAUUCUUGGAGUUGCAGGUUUAAAAGGAAAGAAAAUUGACAACGAAUGUGAUGUUCCCAGACAGGGACUGAAGUAUCGAGCGUUGCUGAUUCACUGACUGGACAGUAUGCUAAUGCAAUUAAAAAUAAUUUGAAUAGCUUCUAAAUCACAACCUCAACAAGUCCUUAACUAAUCUUAAUUCAAGGGUACUUCCAGGCAAGUCUUCUGUUAUCUGGCUAUAUUAAGCUGGAAAGAAACCCUGGUCUAAAGAAUGUUCCACAAUGUGAUAUAUAGAUUCCUAAUUAAAGGAUCCUCUUAAAGAUAAUCUAUAUCUAUGAUUUAAGGUCUCGUAGAUGUAGGCAGUUCAGAGAUGGUGAGCAAUAGAGGGUUUUCUCUCUCUGUUACUUCACGAGCUAGCUAUAUUCUCCUGCAUUUUUCAGAGAGAAGGAGACAGAUAACCUGUUACACAAUAUUGCAAUAAAUCCCCAGUCCCUUCCAGGAUUCAUCUCUGUGUACAGUAUUCCAGGGAAUGGGGUUCCCCUGAUCCCACUGAUACUUAUUACAAGCUGUUAGAGGCUUAAAGAAGACCCUGUCCUCCUACUCCUGUUUUUCUGCCAGCUGUCAUACUUCAACAUUCCAGGCAACCUCAGAGUUGACAGACUGGUUUUUUUAAAAUGUGUGUGUGUGUGUGUGUUUACAAAAGCCUUUUCCAUUUAAUUUACAUACUUCUAUCUUUCUUUAUAUUUAAGAUUUAUUCUCAGUAUGCAGGGGGGAAACACUACCUUAUCUACUACUGUAUAAUAUAUUUGCCUAAGGCUGUCGUCAUGCAGCAGUUUGUUUGGCUGUCAACAGUUGGUGCUGUGAACAGAACACUGCAGCGGCAUCAGACCGCGUUGGUGGGUGGCUCACGUGAGCCAUGGAGGAACAAACCAGAGAAGCUCCUCAGCAACCAAGGAGGGAAGCAGCAGGCAGCAGGAGAGCAGGAAAUAUCUCCCUCAGCUUGUCAUGCUUAUCCCUCCACAGCUUGCCUUGGCUGACUGCCACCAAGUGCCAUAAUGUCUUCUUUCUUGUGGGAGAAGUUAUGAGAGGAAGGGACAGGAGGCCUCGUAAGCUCUAAGGGGAGGGGUGGGUGACUUGACAAGGGCUGGGGGAAACUGCAAGGAGCGGGGUCUCCAAAGGUUGAAAGAAUCAACCCUUCUCAUAUUUCCCCCUUUGAAUCUCUGAUGUUGAGAUUUGGACUGGUGGACCGGCUGACCCAUUGCCAAUUGGGUGAUUGACCAGUGGGCUGUCCUGCACAUCUAUCAAAAGCUGAUCCAGAGUGUGGGCAACAAAAAGUUCUCCACCUCUAGUCUAAUGGGUUAUUAGGGAGGGCCAGUGAGGUCAAGGGCAUGGCAGGGGGUCAGGGAUUGCAGGUGGGGUUGGUAAGCAAUGCAAGCAGGGGUGGAGCCCCUUGUAAGAGCAUCACAAGAGCCUGCUGGAUCAAACCAGUGGUCGGUCUAGCCCAGCAUUAUGUUCUCACAGUGGCCAGCCGGAUGUCCAUAGGAAAUCCACAAGCAGGAUAUGAGUAUUUGGAGGACUCCCAAUAGUCAGAGUCUUCCAAGGGCAGCACCUGGAAAAGUCGGCCUGCAUAGAGGUUGCAUUGCUCAGUGGUAGAACUCAAGCUUUACCUGCAAAAAGUCCCAAAUUCAAACCCUGGCAUCUCUAGGAAGAGUUGGGAAAUAUCCCUGUCUGAAAUCCUUGGCAGCCUCUGAGCUGCUCUGAGUACAGCUGGGUGGACCAAAAGUCUGAGUCUGUAUAAGGCAGCUUUCUAUGUUACAUUUUCCAGCUCCCUUCUGCUUUCCACUUUCUUGAAGCUCCCCUGCCUUUAAUGAAGAGUUUCCCUGUGGUAUGGCUCCAUUCCUGUCUCUCUUUCUGACCAAAGUCCUGUCUAUUUUGGAAAAAGGUGCCAAUAUUACAUUCACCCCAGUGAUAUAAUGGGACAUAAAGUGGUACCUCAGGUUACAUACGCUUCAGGUUACAGACUCCGCUAACCCAGAAAUAGUGCUUCAGGUUAAGAACUUUGAUUCAGGAUGAGAACAGAAAUUGUGCUCCGGCGGCGCAGCGGCAGCAGCAGGAGGCCCCAUUAGCUAAAGUGGUGCUUCAGGUUAAGAACAGUUUCAGGUUAAGUCCGGACCUCCGGAACGAAUUAAGUUCUUAACCCGAGGUACCACUGUAUUACAGAAGUAUGACAUCUCUUCCAGGUGUCUCUUUACCAGACUCAUGCUAGCCAUGCCAGGCCUGAUAUAUACGGUACCUACCGUAAUCUAUGUGAGACUACAAAGACAUUGAGCUGAAGGUGAAAAUCCAGGCAAGGCAACUCACUCAGAUUAUCUGUUUUUCUUAAACAUACAGACACAGGCAGGCAGGCAGGCAGGCACACACACACACACACACACACACACACACAGAGCAGCUCUUUAGGUCAGUCCAUUUUCCUGUGGCAUCAUCUGUUCUGCCUGGUCAGUGUAUUUCCUUAUAACUACAUUUGGCAGAGUUGCCUCAGAUUGUGGAAGGCCUGAAUAUCAGGCAGGUCACGAUUUCUCCAGGUUCCUAACAUUAAAUGGCUGAAUACAGGUAAUUUAGAUGAAUGGUUCUCAAAUGAUUUCAGUUCUGAGAUCAGUUGAGAACCUGCAAAAUUCAUUCCUGCAAAAACUAAAGUGAACAAGCAGAGAAAGCUUCCAUUCCAGGGAACAUAAUGUCCUCUCUUAAAAGCCCAUUGUUUCUCUACCACUGAUGCGAAACGAUCAAACUUGGCAGUGCGGCACCUUUAAACAAACAGAAAAUGAAGCAUUGAUAUCCAUUUAAUAUUUUUUGCUAUUUACAGCUUCAACAACAGCAAAGCAUCAGUAGCUCACAGACUAUGCUAUGGGCUAUUUAUAGCUAUUUAUUCCUAUCUAUUUUUGAUUCUAUUGAGAACCAUUCAAAAAUCAAGCAUGAGCAGAAUUCAGUAGUCUACAUCACAAAUGUGUGUAUACACACACACAUACAUUGUUGGCAGAGCUGCUAGAUGCUGGCAGCAUUGGCAACAAUUCAUAUAUCAUUGAAUAAAGGCUUAAAAUAGAUCUAGGAGCUUACAUGUCAAGAGAAUAAGAAUUCUCUAAAAUCAGAACCUGCGUAAUCAGCAGGUCGCUUACCUGGAACAUGUCUUUAGGAGCUGGAUGUACCCUAAUGGCGUGAAUGGCUAUGACUGCUGCUUAAUUAAGGCAGUUAUUAGCAUAAGCACUACUUAAAGGGAAUACAUUCAAAUGGCGAGGCUAUUAAGUGAUGCUUUUCCGGGUGUACAGUUCUGAACUCUGAUCUUUUCCGUUAGUCAAUUGCUAAAGUUUAAAGCUUAAAGAAAGUCAGAGGCAUGGACUGUGAAUCCCAUGUAACUAUCUGUGUUUGGUUACACAAAAACUAGUAUGGGUACAUCUUCAUUGUGCAGGAGUUACUGAUUCUGAGAAACCUGCUCAGUCUGUACUGUUGAGUACAGUGUUCAAAGCCAGCCUGUAUGAAGUCUUUAAAAUGCCCGUUCUGAAUCACGGAAUCUCAGGCACACAUUCUCACACUCCCUUAGAAUGAAAAGUGCGAAAUUUCCUCUGAAAAGGAAACAUGGCCACCAUUUGCCAUAUGCAGUGGUACCUCGGGUUAAGUAUUUAAUUCCUUCUGGAGGUCCGUUCUUAACCUGAAACUGUUCUUAACCUGAAGCACCACUUUAGCUAAUGGGGCCUCCCACUGCUGCUGCACCGCCGGAGCACAAUUUCUGUUCUUAUCCUGAAGCAAAGUUCUUAACCUGAAGCACUAUUUCUGGGUUAGCGGAGUCUGUAACCUGAAGCAUAUGUAACCCGAGGUACCACUGUAUAUGAGUGAAACUGGCACCAUAAGAUCAUGGUUCUGAACUUUAGCAAUGCAUCUUUAGGAGUGCCCAGAAGUAGAUGCUAAUUUAUUUCUCAUGAUGUAAUAUGUGUAUUCUGAAAUAAUAACAAAAACCCACAUAUUUUCUGAAGUGAAAAGUUAAAAAAAACCUGUUUAAAUUAAACAUAUUAAUUAUUUCAGCGGCAUGGAAUUUUAACAGAACUCCAUUUCUACAAACCUUUCUUAGAGAAGUAGUAUGACAUGGCCCUGCUAAUAUUAACUGAGAAGUAAGUGUUGCUACAGGAUGCAGGUGGUGCUGUGGUCUAAACCACAGGGCCUAGGGCUUGCCAAUCAGAAGGUCGGUGGUUCAAAUUCCCAUGACAGUGUGAGCUCCUGUUGCUCGAUCCCAGCUUCUGCCCACCUAGCAGUUCGAGAGCACAUCAAAGUGCAAGUAGAUAAAUAGGUACCGCUCCAGCGAGAAGGUAAACAGCAUUUCCGUGCGCUGCUGUGGUUCGCCAGAAGCGGCUUAGUCAUGCUGGCCACAUGACCCGGAAGCUGUACACAGGCUCCCUCGGCCAAUAAAGCGAGAUGAGCGCCACAACCCCAGAGUCGUCCAUGACUGGACCUAAUGGUCAGGGGUCCCUUUACCCUUUACCUUUAAGUGUUGCUACACUCAAUGGGAUUUGAGCCUUAUAAUAAUAAUAAUAAUAAUAAUAAUAAUUUUUAUUUAUACCCCGCCCUCCCCAGCCAAGGCCGGGCUCAGAGCGGCUUACAAGCAAUAAUAAAAACAAGUUAAAUGAUUACAACGUAAAAACAAAAUUAAAAAAUACAACAUUAAAAUAUUGAAACAUUAAAAUAUUAAAAUGUAGCCUCAUCGCAGAAGGAGAAGGAAAAGAAAAAAGAAAGAGAGGGAGGGAAUCAAAUUGGCUCCAAGCCAAAGGCCAGGCAGAACAACUCUAUCUUACAGGCCCUGCGGAAAGAAAUCAGAUCCUGAAGGGCCCUGGUCUCGUGAGGCAGAGUGUUCCACCAGACCGGAGCCAGAGUUGAAAAGGCCCUGGCUCUGGUUGAAGCCAAUCUAACUUCCUUAGGGCCCGGGACCACAAGGGUGUUGCUAUUUAUGGACCUUGAGGCUCUCCGUGGAGCAUACCGGGAGAGGCGGUCCCGUAGGUACGAGGGUCCUAGGCCGUGAAGGGCUUUAAAGGUCAAAAGCAGCACCUUAAAUCUGAUCCUGUACUCCACCAGGAGCCAGUGCAGCUUGAAAAGCACUGGGUGAAUAUGCUCCCAUGGCAGAGACCCCGUGAGGAGUCUCGCUGCAGCAUUCUGCACCCGCUGGAGUUUCUGGGACAGCUUCAAGGGCAGCCCUGCGUAGAGCGAAUUACAGUAGUCAAGCCUGGAGAUGACCGUCGCAUGGAUCACUGUGGCCAGGUCGGGGCGGGAAAGGUAAGGGACCAACUGCUUGAUGCGGCGAAGGUGGAAAAAUGUCGCCUUGGCUGUUGCUGUAACUUGAGCCUCCAUGGAAAGGGAGGCGUCAAGGAUUACACCCAAACUCUUAACGGAAGGCAAUGGCACUAAUUGGGCCCCUGCAAGAGAAGGGAGUUGGUCCCUCAUCCCCAUGCCAUCCCGACCCAGCCAUAGGACCUCUGUCUUCGAAGGAUUUAGUUUCAAUCGGCUCCCACGAAACCAUCCAGCCACAGCUUCCAAGCAUCUGGUCAGUGUGUUCGGGGCCGAGUCAGUGUGGCCAUCCAUCAGCAGAUAGAGCUGAGUGUCAUCAGCAUAUUGGUGACAGCCCAGCCCAAAGCUCUGGAUAAUCUGGGCAAGGGGGCGCAUAAAGAUGUUAAAAAGCAUUGGGGAGAGGAUUGCGCCCUGUGGCACUCCACACACCAAAGAGUGGUGCGAUGACAUUUCCCUCCCUAGUGCCACCCUCUGUCCCCGACCAGAGAUAAAAGAGCACAGCCAGUUACGGGCUAUGCCCUGUAUCCCCACGUCUGCGAGGCGGUGGUCCAGAAGAUCAUGAUCAACCAUGUCAAAGGCUGCUGACAAAUCUAAAAGGAUCACCAGUCCUGACCCGCCUCGAUCCAGCUGUCUACGGAGAUCGUCUGUUAGGGCAACCAGAGCCGUCUCGGUCCCAAAACCACGAUGGAAACCGGACUGAAAUGGAUCUAAAGCCAAUGUUUCCUCCAGAAACCUACCAAGCUGUUCAGCAACCGCUCUCUCAAUUACCUUACCCAGAUAUGGAAGAUUUGAAACUGGGCAGUAAUUGGAUAGGUCUAAGGGAUCUAAUGAAGUUUUCUUUAAGAGUGGACAUACCACUGCUUCCUUCAGUUCCCCUGGGAAUGUCCCCGUGUCAAGGGACAAAUUGAUAAUUUCAGCCAGGGGGGUCCGCGCAACAUCUGGACACUCCUUAAUCAGCCAAGACGGGCACGGAUCAAGGAGGCAGGUGGUGGGCCUACUAGAAAGUGUGCUUCAGAUUGCUGUCUUUGCUUUGAAUCUAUCCUCCCUGUUCCUCAUUCAUUCUCUCCCCCCUCUUCUCUGGGGCUCAUAAAAACAUAUUUACACACUGGAACAUUUAUUAUGGAGACAUGCCUUUCCCCCCUCUAGCUAUUACACAAACUGACUCCAGUGUAUCUUUAUAGCUGCACCAUGUUUUGACAUUUUCAGAGCUUUCUGUGCCAUUCUGCAUAUUAUCUGAUUCUCCGGGUUACUGCCUGUCAAGUGUGAUGGACGGCAUAAUUAAAAAUCCAAAGGCAGAUAUAAACUGACAAGACUUUCCUGCCGAUAUCUAUUCUAUCAUUUAUAUUAAAUCUGUAUCUUGCAGCGUCAUAUGCAACAAGGAACCUUUUGCUUCAAAUGUAGUACAAGGCAAAACUCUACAAAAAGGCUGAUGCAAAGGAAUUGCUUCGUGACAGAAGCCUGUCACUUGCUUCUGCUUUUACACCAUCUUAAUCAGCUUGUCUGUCAUGACAGGCUACGGAUGUUGCAAUAAAGUGAGGGUUGUGACUUUCUGCUGUUCAGACAUUGCCUGGAAAAGUUAUACUGUGGCCCUGAUCUAGAAACGUUUGCAGCAGUAAACUAUGUGCACAUAUUUCACACACUUACCUGCCAGUCAAAUAUUUAUUGUAGUCAGUUUUGUUUUGUUUUCUAAUGAAACCAGUUCACCAGGGGUAGAAGGAGAUAUAGAUUGUGUCUCCUUACUCCCCAAAGCCAUUGAUCCGUGCAUAGGUAUUUUGGAGGGCGACACAAGGGGUAUUUGCCCACCCUAGAGAGGGCUGGUGCUAUAUUAGGCCAACAAGGCAGCAGCUGCCUAGGGCGCAGACAUAUAAAAAUAUGUAUGUAUGAAUCCCAACUCACAUAGCAAUAUACACAGUGUUACCUUAGCACUGCUGCUAAAUGAAAACCAAUGCUGCACUGUGGGAUGAGAAAGGAAGGAGCAUGUGGUUAGCUAGAAAUAUGUAUCUUAUUAAAAUUGGCUCAUGCUUUGCGCCUGCCACGUUGCAAUACUUGUGGAAUUGAUAAAAUGAGCAUCCAUCUCAUGGAUGCUAUUCCAGACACGCUGGCAGUGCUUCUUUGGUCCAGUCAGUUUAAGCUAGAAUAAAAUAACAAUAAUAAAAUCAUAGUAAUAAUAGCAAUUUAUUAUUUAUACCCCACCCAUCUGGCUGGGUUUCCCAGCCACUCUGGGCUGCUUCCAACAAAAUAUUAAAAAUACAAUAAAACAUCAGACACUCCCUGUUUAGGGAAGCUUUUAAUGUUUGAUGGACUAGUGUAUUUUAAUAUUUUGUUGGAAGCCGCCCAGAGUGGCUGGGAAAACCCAGCCAGAUGGGCGGGGUAUAAAUUAUUAUUAUUAUUAUUAUUAUUAUUAUUAUUAUUAUUAUUACUUCCCUAAGCAGCGCUGCCUUCAGAUGUCUGAUGGGAGGGCGUUCCACAGGGUAGUAGCAGCAUUGCUGCAACCCACCUGGUGUGAUCUUGUGACUCAGCUGUGGGUCCUUAUCCACUGGGUGAAGAUCUAUGCAUUAGCCCGCUGAAAUCCACAAGCUCCAAUAUGCCUAGCUCAGGGCUGCAUAGUUCAGUUAUUACACAGUACAGUGGUACCUCGCAAGACGAAUGCCUCGCAAGACAAAAAACUCGCUAGACGAAAGGGUUUUUUGUUUUUUGAGCUGCUUCGCAAGACGAUUUUCCCUAUGGGCUUGCUUCGCAAGAUGGAAACGUCUUGCAAGUUUGUUUCCUUUUCUUAACACCGUUAAUACAGUUGCGACUUGACUUCGAGGAGCAACUCAUAGAACGUGGUGUGGUAGCCUUUUUUGAGGUUUUUAAAGACUUUGGUGAUUUUUGAAGCUUUUCCAAAACUUUCCCGACACCGUGCUUCGCAAGACGAAAAAAAUCGCAAGACGACAAAACUCACGGAACGAAUUAAUUUCGUCUUGCGAGGCACCACUGUAUAUAAUAGCUCUUAUUAAAGGAAAAGGUCUAGACCUAUUCUUUAAUUCAUGGAAAUAUUAAUGAAAUUAUUUUUCAGUCAAAACUAAUCAAUAUCUCAAACAUCCAGUGUCACGGGAGAGAGCUGUUUUCUCCCCCUUAUGAAAUUGUAACUCGUGUAUCUAAUGAAUGCAUUUCAAACUAGGAAAGGAAAGAGGUACUUCAUAAUUACAUGAAUGCUAAAUUACAUUUCUAGGAAAAAUAAUAAUUCACUAUUCAGAACUGAAACCAUAAGCAAGGCAUUAUCAUGGAUGGCAUAAUUAUUGUACCAGUCCUAUGAUCCUUUAACAUUAUUAAAUUCAAAAAGUGAAAGAAAGCCUAGACAUUAGCAAAUGCCACAAAAUAUGCAUGAUUAACUAGAUACAAAGAAUGAGAUGUCUCUGUUUUAAUUAACAAAAGGUGAUUAAGUGAAAGAUGCGUCAUAAGAGACAUUUUUUAUUUACAGGAUGGGAGAAACUGGUGUAAAGAAGGUUUAUCUACAGGUAGCAACUCUCAGUUGAUGGAAUGGCUCAGCAACGUGUUUUUAGGAAAUGCACUGGUAACUAUCUGGGGUUUCGUAUUAAAUAACCAGAUCAGACCACUUAGCUCAGGGGUAGGGAAUUUUGCCUGGUCAGAGGGUCAUCUUAAUCUCCCUGACCCUGGGAGGCCAAAUUUGACAAGUGGGCAUGUCAAUGACCUGAUGCCUUAGUGAUAUCAGAUGAUGCUGUGUUUUAAAGCCUCCAGAUCUGGAGGUUUAAAGAGCCUCGUGGGGAUGCUUGGGAAAGGACUUUCAAACAAGCCUGUGCUCCUUUUUGAAACUCUGGUUUAUGGAAGUUCAAAGAGCUGCACUAAGAAGGCAAAGUGGUUUCCUUUGAAUUUAACUCUGCUCUCCCCACCACUGCCCACCAGCUGACAGGCGGGUCAGCAUGCACCUUGCUCCAGCAAAGGAACAAUCUGGACCUCUUGAUGGUUCCUCAAAUGGCCUUGAGGGCCAAAUGGGGACAUCUGGCAGGUCAUGUUUGGUCAUCAGGCCAGAGGCUCUGCAUCCCUGACCUAGUCCAGCACUUUGGUCCACCUGAUCCUAUACUCUGGGUUGACUCCAACUAAGAGUAGAUUCAUUGAAAUUAAUGGACCUAUGUCCAUUAAUUUCACUGGAUCUACUCGGAGUACAACUAACUGGAUACAGGCCUGGGUUUCCAACUCCAUUUCCCAAUAGGGUGACCACUUACACACUGAUGGUGUAUAUCCUCCUCUUUUGGCAAACAGAAGACACUGGUUUGCAUAAAGUUUGCAUAGGCUGAUUUCUAUUUAUGGAAAUAGAAAAAUAUGGACAUAUGGAAAAAUUACUAUAACUUAAUCAGAGAUACAGUACAAUAGAGGGGAACCGUGUGAUCAGUUGACUUGUGUAUUUGCUGAGCCUGGUGUCAAGGUACAAUCACUGGGCAACUUCAGGGCUCCUGAUUUCCCUUCCUAGGGUUGUGCAUCUUCCGGACUCUCUCUUUCAAAAAGAAGACGCCUUCAAGUAAAGGACUCUCCUCUAUAAUGCAGGACGCAUGGCGAUGCUAGCUCCCCGAAGUCACAAAGUAUGAAGAUGACAGCCAACUCCAGUUCUCCUACUACACAGUUUCUGUUACUUGAAAGUAAAUGGUUUUUCUGCAUGCAUUUUUCGAUGUGUUCACCCUAUGGUCCUAGCAUAACUUCUAAGACUUGCAACCAUGUGGUUGCAUCUGAUCUUAUGGUUCUUUCUUGGUCGAAUUAGCACCCUUACCAGGAAGGACAGUGCAGAUUUUGUGUGAAAGGUCCUAGGAAGCUGUGCUUGCCCAUAUGGUUUGGGGCCUCUAAAAGUUAUACUACCACCUUGCCUUGAGCCCAUGGAAAAUGGUCUCUUCCUAUAGGGAUAAGGUAAUAGUUGAAGAUCUCCUAUCACAUUUAAUACAACUAAUGCAAUAUGCCCCUUUUCUUUUAUUCCAGAAGAUAAAACAGGGUAUAAAGUGGGGGAAAUGGAUGAGGAAAUUCAUUUACAGUGUUUAUGAUGUUGUUAUUCUGUCAAUGGGGGGUGAGGGAACAAAUAACUAGGAUAAGCAUUACAAGAAAGGCAUUAGGUAACAUCAGACUUACAGAACAUUUUUGCAGUCCCAUGCAGGCAUAAGAAAGCUAGAGGUUCAGUGCUUGGUGGUUGUCAAAUCUGUCCCCUGUUCAAAAACAUGCAUGUUCCAGUUUCAAUCAGUGUCCCUUGGCAGUACUUUGUAGUUUAAAGAAAGACAGCUGGGAGAUCCCUCUUGGCUCUCCUGCCACAAUUAAUAGCUCAGCUCCAAGCAUUAGUGUAACAAGGAAGAGGAAACCUAAAACCUUUUAGCGCUAUUCCUUACAUUGUGAAUAAAUCACACUUACCGUACCAUCCCACUGCCCUACAAGGCGACACACAUUUUCGCAAGUAAUGAUAUACCACACACCUCCAUCAAACUAGGCUGUUCUGAUUUAUUCCAGCUGACUCUCAGUUUCUACAUUAAAACUGUGGGUUGGUUUUGUUUUUUGUUUUGUUUUGUUUGUUAUAUUUUGGAUUUAACUUCAGUCUCAAAGGAUUUGCCACAAAGGAUUUCUAGUCUUACACCAGUUUUGAUUUGCACAGUCUGUGAAUUAUUUCGCAUUUCUCCUCUUUGAUACAUCACUAGAUAAUUAUGAAAGUAAAAAGGAAAUUAUGCCAAGCAUGACAGGUGUUUUCAAAUACAAAAUGAAACAUUUAUUAUAAAGCUUUUUCAGGCUAUGCUAUUCGAUUACCCAUGUUUCUGAUUUUAGAGAGGUUUAAGUGUGAUGAACUUCUGGUGUUUACACGGGUAACACCAGUGGAGACCAACUACCACAUAAAACAUGAAGCCAGCAAAUCUGUGUAACUUUUCAGGGAUUUAUUAGAAUGUAUGUGGCUUAAGAACAGUAACAUUAUUUCAGGUUUUCCUUCUAUGCUCACUGCAAAAAAAGGGAGGGGGCUGAAAUCUGAGAAGUAGUGAGUUCUGAUCCUAGGCUGACCUGGAAAAAAAGUCUGUGUCUCAACAUAGUUCAGUCUCAGAUUAUUGACCUCCACUGCAUUCAGGCACUUGUUCAGGGCAGUAAUGACCUUUCCUGAUUCAGAUGUAACAACAGAGAAAUAGAGCUUGAUGUCAUCAUACUGCUGACAGUGCAUGGCAGAUCUUCAAAUGGCUUCUCCCAAAAUCUUCAUGUAGAUUUUGAAUAGCAGUGGAGACAAAAUUUUAGGGGCCACAGGUGAGAGCUGAGUGCAGGCUGGGGACCAAAGGUGGACAAAUUACCCCAGAGGUACUGCUUCUCCUCUAACACCAGAUGGGGUUCAUCAACCUGAGAAGGUAGCCUAUCUAGGAGACGUGCUAAUGCACUCCAUUUCUCAGGACAGAUGUCUCACCACUCAUAAUAGCUCUGUUGAACAGCUGCUUGAAGAUGCAACAGAGGCCACAAAGUAAACCUUCUUCAUCACCAUGCAGUUGAUGUGACUGUGCACUCUAAGCACAUGUCUGGUUGGCUUCGCAUGAAGUCUUAUGGCAGUUGUAUUUUAGCCACCAUCUAAGCUGUUUCAUAGCUCCAUUCCUGGAGAACCAGGAAGCACUCUGUGCUUCACAGUGUCAGAGAGGAUACUUAGGAGCUAUCAUGCCAAUGUGAUUUCAGUUCCAUAGUGAGAUUGUAUUUAUUUGGCAGACUCCUUUCUCAUACCAUCUCCAAAAUAAAAUCUAGAUAAGUUCGUCUGUGACUUGAAUUUUGGAUCAUGUAAUUUAUGCAACAAAUCUCAGACCAGAAACAAAUCAUUCUAAGGCAACUGAGGCUGCAGUCCUAUACAUAUCUUCCUGGGAGUAAGCCCCACAGAACCCAAUGCGGCUCACUUCCAAUGAACCAUGGGUAUGAUUCACUCUUAAUCACUAAUAUUCCUCCAGCUCAGAAAAGUAUUGUUGCAUUUUUCCAGUACCAAAUGUCAAGGUGCUUAAUCUAGGAAAAAAUAAAAGAGCUUUUCAAAAGGCAGCAGAUUUAUAUUAAUGUUGAUUUAGUGACAUUUCUAGUUCAGAAUUUCAUUACUCCUCUUUCAUCUCAAGUUUUCAAAUUGCCUUUCCAACUUUUUGGCGAGACACAAUGUACAUUCCAAUCUCUGAAAAAAUAACAUCUUUCAGAUAAAACACUUCACUCUAAAUGUACAUUUUACUUCCGAGCAUUAUCCAUUCCAGACAUUCCAUUUGAAAGAGAUCAGUAUGAUUGCUUUCUGCGUAAUAUAAAUUCAGCCUAUCCUUCUUAAAACAGGAAAAUACUAAAUCUAGGAACCAAUGAUAAAUCAACCAUCACUCUAUUCCAGGGAAGGGGAAGAAAUCUGAUUCCGUUCAGUAUUUAAAGCCAAAUCUUAUCAAAUUCGCACUUUCUGAAACAAUACAAGAACUGAAACACAGCCAUCCUUUGAAAUUCACACUUAUUUGAAUUUGUGAUUCCCAACCCAACAAUGCUUACAACUGCAUAAAAAUGCAUAAAAACGAAUGUAUUACGGAUCAUACAGAAAUGCAUUCUAUUAGGAGGAGAAAUUGCUUGCAAAAAUGUGAACGUUCCAUUCAAAAAUGUAUUUGUUAGGAGAAAUUUGCACUAAAAGGUUAAAUAAUUUUCAUGAGGACUUAAAAAAAUAAAUAAAUUCACAGAUUGCUGCAGGAAUGUGGAGAACUGAAUUUAAGACUGGGAAAACAAGAAAGUGACAGAAUCGAGAUUGGCAGUUCCUUCUAUCCUCCUCAGGUACAUACCUUAGUUGCAAACUAAGAUACACUGCAGGAGCACUGCCUGUGGCUCUACUAAUGGCAAAAGCAGCAGAAAUAUGAAGUAUUCUAGAACAAAAAUAAGGAGUCUAGCUAAGACAGAAUCAGGCCAUUCCUCUAGACCUGCCUCUACCACACUGUGCUUCUGCCUGCUUCCUGGCUCUGCAGACCAUAGGGUGAAAACGCCCCAUCAGAGUAGGAAUAAACACACACUAUGCUUGGCUCCUGAAAUGCUUACAAAACAUGGUUGGCCACAUAGGAGUGCCCCUCCAGUGAAGAUGAAUAGCAGAGAAAGGUUCCCAGCAUUCUACAACUAAUCAUUCUGCAGCUUAUAAAAAUAGCACCUGCUGAGCUAAUAAUUUGAAAUUUGGCAUAUGAGAGCUACCUGCUGAGGUAUACAAAUGUGCACAUGUAAAAAUGUUUCUAUAUUUUUUAUCAUGAGAUGAAUAGGUGCCUUUUUGGGGGGAAACUGAAGAACAUAACACUUGCCACGGCAAUGCAAUUUGCAUUAAGUGAAUGUGUUCAAGAGGACUUUCAGAAGAGGAAGGCACACCUAAGACUUUUGUCAACAGACUUUCAAAUAAAACUUGAUGAACACAGUUAAAAUAAAAUCCCCCAGUUUAUGAAAUAGCUGUAUGAAAUACCAACAGAUGAUAUUUAUAGUAUUUUCAGAGGAAAGAGGCUUGGAUUCUUGAAAGAAUAACCAAUUAGGGUUUUUUCCAAGGAAAAUCUUCCCUCUGGCCCUGGGGGUGGGGGAAGUAGCAAUGGAUAGCUGUCCUGCCUGUCUGGAGCAUUAGGGGAGAGUUUGUUUCCUCAUUACCUCUACUAGGCAAGUCUGGUGGCUGCUGCUGUUUCUCAGUUCCCUCCAUUUUCUGUGAACCAAAACCAAUUCAUUCUAUGUGGCUCAAGUGCGACGUGUGCCUUGUUAAAAUUACCAAAUUAAAAUGCUCAGCAAUUGGGAGAUGCCUAUCUCUUUCCAUCAAAGUAAUCCCUUUUAAGUGGAAAUGCAAUUUGUGCAGAGCAUAAGGUCUCAAAGUGUAUAUUAGUGAACCUCUCAGACCUUAGGCAUUUCCAGACCAGAAAAAAAAAAUUCCAGGCAGCGCUCCUGUUAUGGACCUUAUUGUCUCCUCUUUUUUAGAAAUGAGUUACAGAAACGGAGGUGAACACCUGGGAAAUUAAAUCCUUUCUAGAACCUUCACGUCAUGGUAGAAGUAGCCAAAGCUCAAAUGGCCCCAAAGUUGCCAAUUUCUAAUGUCUGAAAGCAAGGGAAUCUAGGAUAUCUAGCAACAGAAGGGAAUCAGUUCUUUUUUUCAAAAGAUUUGAUAAAAUCAUGUCUGGAGUGUUGACAAAGAUAUAUAAAGAGAAUCAAAAUUAUAUAAAGAGAAUUCAAAGUUAAUUUUGGUACAGGAACACUCUUCUUUACGUUACUUCCAAUGUUUAUCUUUGAAAUUUUAUUUUUUAUUUAAAAUUUAUAUCUUGCCCAUCACCAUUAUAUGGUGCCAGGACAGUUCACAAUGUAUGCAUUACAUAAAGACCAAUUUAUCACAUUUAAAUACAUUUAACAUUCCUGUCAGAGCUGGCUCCAGGUCCCAGCUCACAGAGGACCAACGCUAGCCGGCAGUAAUGUACAAAAGUCUUUAUUGAAGUACAGUUUCCAUUUUCAAGCCGGAGUGCCCCAGCUCUACGUCUAGGGGUUAGAUCGGCGAAGCUCCAUCUGAGUCUCCGCCCCUGUACACCAGUUUAAGAUUCUAGCCUUACUCCACCUCUUACGUCUCUCCUUUCUCCUCUGGGUCCUGCUACCCCCCGGGGUCCCUUCCUUCCUGGAUUCUUCUGACGCUGACCCUCCUGACUCCUCCCCCUCUUUUCGGCGGGCUUUGGGACCUGGCUCCCUAUCCGGGCUGCCAACUGCGCCGCCCUCCUGUACAUUUGAACUUGGCGCGCGCCCAGCCUUCAACCUUCCUCUCGACCGUUUCCUCGCUCCCCGAUGGAGGCGUGGCCAAUCCUGACUCAUGUCCUCCCACUGGCAGUGCGCCGCCUGAUCCCGAUGCCUGGGACUCCUCCCCCCUACUGCACUCUGGUGUGGACGCUGGUCCUGAUUUCCAACUGCUGCUCUCUGAGUCCCCUCUGGCCCCUUCUUCCUGGGGUGUCUCCCUCGGCACCCCCCUUGCUCUGACCAAGGGGCCCCUUUCUGUGAAUCUUCCGAUUCGCUGGAAAGACUCAGAGACCUCGGACCGCUGUCAUCGCUAACAUUUCCUUCGGACUCCUCCCCCUCGCUCUCUAUUUCCUCCCUUUCCUGUGCCUCUGCUCCUGAACCCCUGACAAUUCCGAUUUAAAAGCUAAUGCGCAUGCUCCUGUACCUGUCACAAUCCUAAUAAAUUAAAGCUUAUUUUCAAAAGCCUUGCAGAAAAUAAGUGUUGUCAAUGGGAAGUAAAACUUAUCAGAGGUAUUUCAUGUGCUGUGUCAAGAGCUGCAGUGCUUUUGACCCGAGUGCUCCAAUAUUACAAAAUCUCGUGUCUUUAGCCAUUUUCUUUCCAAUUCCCAGUCCUGAAUAAAUUAAAAUGAGAAAGUAAUAGCAGAUAGGUCCUUGGGCAAGGAGAAAAGAAAACUGUUUUAGUAUGUAUGAGAGUAGCUGACAUUUUAAAGACUAGGUUGGUUGUGACGUGAUUGCAACAGGUUCGGUUUCCAAGAGGGCCCCAACUAUCACUUGGAAGCUACUUAAUGUAUAAUUUAGCACCCACCAGAAUGCAAGCGGCAUUCCUUCAGGAAGCUGCAAGAAGCCACCUAUUCUCUUCCAAGUCUAGGGAAACACAUUUUCCUGAAGUGUGUCUAGUGGAAUGGGGAGAUGUGAUGCAGUUUCAUGUCUGAAGGUCAGGAGUUUCAGACAGGUGCUCUGCCAGCAGCCCCCACCCACUGCCUCCUUCACUUGCCUGAAAGAUAAAACUAUGUUUGACAACGCUGAAACUGUAAUGGAUACAAAGCACCAUCUCCCACACCAGUUCCUUAGCAACCCCAACUGCCGGCUUCAAAGAUCUGCAAGCCUAGUAUUUGAUAGCAGUAGUUGUUUUCUAUGUAAUGGGAGACACUAGUAUGAUCUAAUGCGGUCCCUCAGACGCUGUACAGAUUUAUCCCCAGCAACUUUGUGGAGGUGCAAAUUUGCGAUCUCAUCCGCCUACCUGCGCACCAGCAUAUUCAAGUACAGUGAAGUAACUGUUCACUGUCCCUUCAGUAUGCUGGCAGACUUUCUCCCCUUGGACUAGAAUAAAUCAUAUAGCAGCAAGCCUGUGUUAAGAGAGACCCUGCCAGUAAGUUGUAUAUAACCCCUCUUUAAUAAACCUCUGCGGAGGCUGAAUGAGUAAUCCAAGUUCAACUGACAAUACUAUGAAGACUUCAGCUACAUUGCCCUGAAAAUUUAGGAUAGCUGACUUUUUAGUUACAAGUCUCUUGAGAAAGCCUCCUUUUAGAAAUAAGGCUGUUCUUGUUCUAUAUUUGAGACAGGGGGAUUCUCUCUACCAAGCUAUCUCCAGUGUUGUAAGGAAGCGGCAUUACUUUUCUUGUGGGUAAGCAAGUUGUGAAAGUGCAUUUCUGUGCUUGAAGGGUUUUCAGAAAGGGAAAUGAUCCUGCUUUUUAAUUAACAUCUGCCUCCCUAGAUAGUUGUGCUUUCUCCGUCAAUGUCUUUUUAAUGUGCCUUGGAGUUAGCAUUUGUAAGAUGCACGAAGCAAUCGCACAUCUCUUUUGCUGAGCUAAAGGCUCAGGAUUGCUAUAGGGCUUAUUUGAGCUGUGAUAUAACUGAAAUUAAUUACAGGGGAAGUAGUAUCAUUCUUGUUAACUUAAACCAAUCAAAUUUGAAGACAAAUCUGGCAGAUUUAAUGAAUGCAUAUAAUGAUGAUAACCAGAAAAGACUAGGAAAAGGGGGAGCGGAAGAUAGCUAGUAGGUUAUUCACCCAAUGGUGUCUGCCUGACCCAAGCUUGACUUCACAACCCUCGCAAAGACACACUGUAUUAACUGCCAGUCUUGCCUCCUCCCUAUGAUUCAAGUGGGCUGGCAACCUUUUUAUUUAUGGUACACAUGCAUCUUUAUCCAUAUAUAUCCAUACAAUAUUUUUUCUUUGGUAAAUGUGUGGGCCUGGGUGAAUAGAAGCAAACCACAGCGGUCCAUUCCAGAGUGCCUGUAUUUAGAAAUCCUCUACCUUCACCCUCAAAAACACAAAAGGCUUCAGAGGAACUUGCACACUUAGGAAUGCUGAUACGCUGUGCAUGCUUGUCCCUGAUUCCAUCUUCCAUCUUGUAUAUUGUUAUGUACUGAACUUCUCACCCUGGGCCAGCAGGGGGAUACUGUAGAUAGUUUUCACUCAGGUCUACAUAUGCAAAUAAGGAAUCGAUUGUGACAUUCAGUGAUUGGAUUGUUACAGAAAAUGGUUACUGAUGCAUUCUAGUGGAGCUCUAUUUAAGCAGGCUGGCUGAACCCUUCAGUUCAGUUCUGUUCUGGCCUGUGAAUAAACAAGAGCUGUUUGAAGAAUUGCUGUGUCGUCUGAUAUGUUCACCCACAACUUAACAUACAUCCAAGUAAAUUCCUAAACAGGGCUCUUGCUGAACCAGAAUCUAUUAGCUUCACAAGACAUGGUAAAAUGAAGGCGGCUUCUCUGUGCAAAUCUCCAGUGAUUUUGGUUUAACGAUUGCUCAAUUAAAUGUUUCAUAGCUAUAAAACCAUCUUGUGUUGAAAUCAAUUCUCUGGUUUCUACAAUCAAGCAGCAAGUCUCAUUUCUGGUGGCAAAUGCUUGAUAAAAAAGCAGCAUGCUGUGGAAGCCAUUCGUAUCUCUAAGUGAGCAGAUUAUUAUUUUUUUAAGUGAAUAUCAAGUUGUUCCAAAGGUUUCCAGUGGAAAAUAUUUUGACAUGCAGGAUGCCAUGAAACAUCUGUUUAAAUAACUAGCUGUCUCUGUUUAAAGUGUGCCUGUUGUUUAACUGGUUCUGAUUAUUGUGCACAGUUUGGGUGAGGACCAUAAUAUUUGGAGAUGUGCCGUCCAUUUUUAUUUGUACUAAGGAGGGUUGCAGCUGUCUAUUAAUUGUUCUCACAUUUCCUGGUGCAUAAAUUUCCAGCUUAUUUUUCAAAACAAAAUUAACUGUGGAAGAGGAACUGUGGCCUAGUUUGGGCUAUAAUUCAGUUCCAGUGACGUACAUUGGACAUGCCAAGAUUUGAAACACGGUUGCCUUUAAACGUUUGGCUUUUUCAACCUGAUGCCAAUUGCUGAUUGUAAUUUAAAGUGACAGCGGUUCAAAAUCUGGUCCCCUUAACAUUUUAUGAAGCUAGACAUCAGAAGCUCAAGGUUUUUUUCCCAUCUAUGGAGCUCACAUAUCAAAAUAAUUCUUUACUUUGCUGAACCAUUAUUUUCUAAUGACUAAUGUUCAAUAUUCACCAAUUAAUACUUUCAUAACACAAUACUUUAUCCAUGUUAGGUUCAAGGAGAGUCUGCUACCCAGCUGAUGCUGCACAUAAAGUUAAUUCUCAUUGUUCUCCAUUCAAGUUCAGAGCAGCUUAUGGUACAAUGUUAAAUACAACAGAGGAGAAACCAUACUUUUGUGUUCACCCCUUUUAAAAAUACUUAUUAUGUUGUUUCCUGCAGCAAGCCUUCUUUGUUGUACUCUGUUUUACUACAGAUGAACCCAAUGAAACUUUUUAACAGCUGCCGCAAAGGACUAUUCACCCUGUGCAAAUGCAAUUUCAGUUGGACUUUUACUUGUCUUGCACACCUAUAUACCAACAAUUCAACAGUUUCCAUUUUCAAAGGCACGUAGUUCUUAUCUUACAUUAUUCAUUAAGACAUCCAUAGUUCAUCUUGUUUUUUAAGUUUAAAAAUGUAUUUAAAAGUAUGUGUGUAUAUAUAUGUAUUGCACAAAAACAACAGCAGCCCUGCUGUGAAACUCAGGGAUGGUGGGCAGCUCCUGUGAUAUGACUGACCCAGGUUACCCCCAUUCAAACAUACACUCCCCCCAACCACAGGACUAUUGUUGCUAUUGUUUUCCGCAAAAGCUUGGCAGGGGACAGAAAUGAGAUUGAAUGUGGUGAGGGCACCCACUGUUCUACAAAUGCUACAGCCAUCUCCAACCACAGAUCUUCUUCUGAACUAUAAUGUAUCUGGACUUGGGCAUUUUUCCUCUUUGCAAGUUUUCCUUUGAAUGCUGCAGUGGAAACAGAAGUCACUCACAGACUGAGGGGAGAUCCUUGAGCCACAACUUUACUAGGGAUACAGAAGCCCUGUGAGAAAAUAGAAGGACUAUAACAGGGUUUGUUGUGGAGGAGUUGUUGUUUGUGCAGAGUAAUUACUUUACAGAGUAAUUUGCAUAACGUACAAUUAAAAAAAAUGCACACAAAUGCAAAAGAAAGACUCAAGAGCCCACUGUUUGGGACUGUCAUAAGAUUACUAUACAUUAUAUACAUUGCAAAAAAACCCCAGAAGAUGGAAUAUGAACUGCCGGAAAGAGAAAAUGAUGAUAGUAGGAGCUUUCAGACUGUAUAUUUAUUGGGAAUUCAUCCUAAUACAUCUGUAUGGAGGUUAUAUGACAUUCCCAGCUGUUGGGUUGCUAUCCUGCACUUAUAACUGAAAUUUCCCAUCACUUUUCUUAGAUAAACAAGGUGAUAAUAGCACUAGAAAGUGCAGGAUGACAACCAAAUUUUGUGCAAAUAAACAGACUGCCUGGAAGUGCCCAGAAUUUACUGAGAAAGCAUUGCACUGGUUUUAAAUGUAAGCUAUCUGUAUUUUUAUAGGCUACUGCAUUUUUUUAGCAAAAGCAGCAGAUAUGCGCAAUAUUGCUCAAUUUCUGAGGAGACUUAUAUCCCUAUGGGUUUCCUGAAAAGACAAAUCAAUGUAUGUGAGCAUUGAACAGAUGGCAUAGCAGAUGCAUAAGGGUUUGUCUUCCAGCCUUUGGCUGAAUUGGGAACAAUUAACAACAAAACAUUCUUGGAGUUUCUUCAUCCAUUGAAGGACAGAAUGAUCAGAAAAAAUACAAUCCAUUCAUCCUAGAAAUUGUUUCCUUCACUGAAGGGAUGAGGGAGAAAUAUAGCUCACUCUGCAUUUUAAUGUGAACCUACUUCAUUCACUUUUCCCAAAACAAUAUUUGAAACAAAACACGGUUAUCCUUCAAAAUUCAAAUUUCUCCAAAUUUUGCAGUGCAAUUCUCCAAGCCCCCAAGAAGCAUUCAGAAUGUAUAUUUUGUUGGAAAACUAGCCCCAUCUGGAUAGGCUGUCCCCUCUCCCUGCUCCCGGAGCUGGUUUACCGGUGAUCUGCCUCUGGCUGCGUUCCCAGACAGACCAGGGAGAUCUUGAUAUAGGUGAUAUUUCCCAGCGUGGAAAAUGCACACCCACUUCUCCCCCUUCGCAGGGGAAAGAAGAGUAGUCAGAAAUCUAUUUACAUAUUGUUUAUUUCUGACAUUACAGCUCUACAGAAAACGUGUCCGAUCACUUCAGUUUCCAUCCAGCAAGAGACAAAGACUUCCUUUACAAACGCAACAGGAAGGUCUCAAAUUACACACUGGACACAGACUCCCAAAGCCUGUGAACUUCCGGGAAUUUACUUUUCCCACAGCUUUCCCAUGAUGUCACAGCUAGCCAUAUCACAUGAUGUCAACAAGCUGGCUGUCUGCAGCUGCGAUGUUCUCAUAUUGUAACAUAUUUUAGGGGGAAGUGUUUGUAAGAAUGCAAUAUUGCCGGUAUUAGUGAAAAUAACUUGGCAAAAUGCAUGUCCGGGAAAUUGUUUUAACAAAUGUCUAUACAGUGGUGCCCCGCAAGACGAAUGCCUCGCAAGACGGAAAACUCGCUAGACGAAAGAGUUUUCCGUUUUGGAGGUGCCUCGCAAAACGAAUCUGCUAUGGGCUUGCUUCGCAAGACGAAAAUGUCUUGCGAGUUCCUGGGUUUUUUUCCUUUCCCCCUCUUUUCUAAGUCGCUAAGCAGCUUAUCAGCUUAUCGGAUAAGCAGAUAAGCGGCUAAAAGCCGCUAAAAGCCGCUAAAAGCCGCUAAAAGCCGCUAAUAGCGCUAAUAGCGCUAAUCCGCUAAUCCGUCAAUGGGCUUGCUUCGCAAGACGAAAAAACCGCUAGACGAAGAGACUCCCAGAACGGAUUCUUUUCGUCUUGCGAGGCACCACUGUAUUAGUAGAAAUGUAAACAAAAAUGCUGAUAAAAUUUCAGGGAAACUUUUAAAAAAAAAAUGCAGACUGGUGCAAAAAUGCGACAAGAGUGAAAGUAUGAGAAAUGAGAAAAAUGGUAAUUGACAGAUUCAUCCUCUCUGUUUAUCACUGUCGGUGUACCCAGUGAAUGAGUGUGUGUGUCUAAUUUCCUUAAUAAGAUGCAGCAUCCUAACAGACACUCUCUGAGGUUGAAACUGUCAUUUUAAAAUUGUGCAGGCAGUCAGCUGAAGCAGCUGAAAGUGUACAGACAGAGGCAAGAAUAUAGCCAUAAACAGGAAAAUGUGCUAUCAAUCUUAAUUCUCAGCGUUAGGAGGAAAAUAAGCUAGGCUGAACUGAUCAACACUGAUUGUCUACACUACUUGUCUCAAUGUAGUUUGUGUAACUCUUAGUGCCACCAAGUGGCAAACACAAACAACAGUAAUUUAAAUAAUAUUUUGAGUGCCAGUGUAGAAUAGAUUGAAGAGGGAAAAGUGGGUCCCUCUUGGAGUGUAAUGCUGUAAACCCCCUCAGAUUGUAUAAUUGUGUAAAUAAACCAUAUAUCUUAAAGACACUGUAGUUUCCACUAUCCCUCAUUCCAAGCAAACCAAACCCUAAGCAAGUGCCUGGAACCCCUGGAAUCUUGCAGACUGGGAUGGGGUGCAACAAUAUUAUCAGAACACUUUCCCACAUUACUUUGCCAAUUUAUGAUUUAAGAAAAUUGCCAGCUUAAGCUCUUUUAAUAAUCAUUCCCUUCACCCAAGGAUCCUGGGAACUGUAGUUUUAAGGACUAUGGAUCUGUAACGAAAAUGGCCUUGGCCCAAUAUACCUGAAGAAGCAUCUCCACCCCAGUCGUUCUGCCCGGACACUGAGGUCCAGCUCCGAGGGCCUUCUGGCGGUUCCCUCGCUGCCAGAAGUGAGGUUACAUGGAACCAGGAAGAGGGCCUUCUUGGUAGUGGUGCCUGCCCUGUGGAAUGCCCUCCCAUCAGAUGUCAAGGAAAUAAACAACUAUCUGACUUUUAGAAGACAUCUGAAGGCAGCCCUGUUCGGGGAAGUUUUUAAUGACUGAUGUUUUAUUGUGCUUUUAAUUCUGUUGGGAGCCACCCAGAGUGGCUAGGGAAACCCAGCCAGAUGGACAGGGUAUAAAAAAUUAUUAUUAUUAUUAUUAUUAUUAUUAUUAUUUCAACAGAAGCGCUCCUAAACUAGAAUUCCCUAGAUUCCUCCAGGACACUGUGACAAUUAGACAGCAACCACAUAGACACCCACAUUUGGGGGAAGAACUGUAGUAGAGUGGCCUUACAUUCAGACGUUCCCAGGUUCAAUACAGUGGUACCUCUGGUUACGAACUAAAUUCGUUCCAGAGAUCCGUUCUUAACCUGAAACCGUUCUUUACCUGAAGCACUACUUUAGCUAAUGGGGCCUCCUGCUGCUGAUGCGCCGCUGGAGCACGAUUUCUGUUCUCAUCCGGAGGUAAAGUUCUUAACCCGAGGUACUACUUCCGGGUUAGCGGAGUCUGUAACCCGAAGUGUUUGUAACCCGAGGUACCACUGUAUCUGGUAUCAGCAGGUAGGGCUAGGAAUGGCCCCCAUCUGAAACCCUGAGAGCUGCUGUUAGUCAGUGUAGACAAUACUGAGGUAGAUGGACCCAACAGUCUGACUCAGGAUAAGGCAGCUUCCUAUGAACCUGUAAAUCCCAUGGAACAUGGUUGGACUUCUUGUUAGACUAAGAUUAGUAUAAGCUUGCAGUGUUAGAAACAUGCACAAGCCAAUGUGGAUGUGUAGUGAAUAUCAGAAUUAGAGAUGUGAAUAAAAAUUGGGGGAAAAGUGAAUGGGGGGAGUGUUCAUAAUUUUUUUCCAUUUUCACCCCCCCCCCCAUAUAAAUCUGGAUCUUCAGAAUGUCUAGUAAAAUGAGUCCAAAUCAGCCUUCUCCAACCCAACACCCUCCAGUUGUUUUGGGCGAAAAUGAAUUUAAUAUAGCAAGGGGGAAAACAGCUAUGGCUGAGAAAAGUUUGACUGUUUCCAUGGAAACAUAUAUAAGGUAACUAACACACACACACACACACACACACACACACACACGUCACAUCACAGUCUCUUCUGCAGUGUAACCACAAGACUGAAGAGAACGAUGCUUUAUAAUUGUCAGAACUGGGAGACUCUACCAGAAACUUUGUUGUUUAUAAGGAUUGAUCGUGCCGCUUUUGAUUAAGUGUGGUGAAGUAGGAAGUGUUGCUUUGAAACAGAGCCUUUCUUCUUCUUGGAUUCAAACAAUAAAAGCCAAAUCCUUGGGGAAAUUGUGUUUUCCCUCUGCCUGGGAGCCUGAUUAUCUUGCAGUUUCUCCAGGGCCUUUCAUAUGCUGGUUGUUCAGGUUUGUCACGAUGCCCACACAUUAUUUAGACACUAAAUUUGCCGGUUGGAAGAGAGAACCUCAGCAGCAGGAAAAGACUUAAAACCAGGAUGAGGCUUCUUUUUGCCCUUUUUAGGGUUGCCACAAAUCCGGAAUUUCCCAGACAUAUAUGGAGUACAGCAGUCGGCAGCAGUGUCCUGGCAGAAAUCAGGAAAAAAUGUCCAGGGAAAUCAGGACACAUGUCAGCUCAUGUCGCAGUGUCAUUGUUUUUACUUUAAAAAAAAAAAAGCUCAAAAAUGGCAAUUAUGUUUGUGAUUUCGCCAAAAAAAACUCAACGUUUCUGUCCGGAUUUUCACUGUUUGAAAUACAACAACCUAAACUAAAUGCAGAUGUAGGACACACUGGUGCUUAACAUAAUUUUGGUAUAUUUUUAUAAAACGCACUGAACAUACAGCAUCUCCCCCUCUGUUCUCCUGCUGUGUGCACCCUAAAUGUGUUCUAGGAGUUCCCCCAACCCUAUGGAGCAGAUUUGGAGGAGGUGUGGGUGGGGAGGGGAGGAGAGGGGGAAAGCCCCAUUGCACAAGUGGAAAUCCUUGCACCAACAGGACUUGUUACUAGAAUACUGCACAACAUCUGCUGAAGUGGGUCAAGGAGAGGUUUGGUUCAGUCCAGCCACACCGUGGCGACUUAUCCAUAGUCUAGGAAGUUGUGCUUUAUUGUGCUGCUUUUGAUAUAGACUCCUGUUUAUGAUCAGCUUAUUAGUUAAACAAAGUGUUGCACAUUUAAAAAAAAAAAGAAAUAAAACAUCUACGGUCUUUUAGUAGUUUUGGGAAAAGACUAAUGUUUAUCUAGAUGUUUCUGUUUAAACAUUCUUUGCUGGAAUGCUUUGGCUCCCAGAAAUCUAAUUUUGAGCUGUGGCUCUACAGGUCUUGUUGGACUCCACUGCCCAUCAUCCUUGACUCUUGGCCAUCCUGGCUGGUACUGAUGGGCACUGGAGUGCUACAACAUCUGGUGGGCCACAGGUUCCUCAUGCCUGUUGCAAAUGCAUGGCCACGGAGGGUGGCAGUGUGUGUUUAUUUUGUAAGUUGGAGCUUUGCUUUCCUAAUUGUAUUCUUUUGAAAAACUCAACACUAACAAAGAAGAGGGCAAAUGAUGCUUGCAACUGCGCAUUGGGAAAACAGCACUGAGCAAAUAUUUAAUUAUAGUACCCUAUUGAUUAUUGCGGUGGUACAUUGUGCUCCCUUGUGCAAGCCACGUACAUACUAAUCUCAACUUUUCCUUAUUACUGAAAGAAAAGGAUAGGGGCAUGGGGCUAAUUCUCCAAAAAUCCAAAGCUAGCCACAGCAUCUGUCUGCAAUGACUUCUGUUGUAUUGUGUUGUUGUUUAGUCGUUUAGUCGUGUCCGACUCUUCGUGACCAUUAUCUCCCAGUAAAUGACUAUGUCUACUGAAGCUCAUGGGAAAAGUGUUCUUAACAAGGAAGAGAUAAUUUGCAGAAUCUGUGAGAAUUACGAAAAAGUACUUUGCAUAAAUGCUGCUUUGCUUGUCUUUGAGGGAGAGGAAUUGAGGUAAAACUUGUUCAGAUAAUUUCUGGAUGACCAGAAGGUAUUACUAAUCUCUCUUAUUCCCGUGUCUUUGUUAAUUGGUCUGCUUGUGAUGCAAGGGAGAACUAUGUUGGAUCAUUAGGGAAAAUGAAGCCAUUAUUACAAUAAUGCAGUAGUCAUCUCAACUCAAAUUGCCCAGCUCCUAUCAGGGUAUUAACAAGUAGCGUGUUCGCAGUCCAUGAGUGGUGUGUGACUCAUCUGCUCUGAUGUCUUAGUGGGGCUUGGAAGUUGGAGGCUCAUCCUUCCUCUGGCUGCUAUUGAUUUAGUAGUCUGAUUCAACAGUGAGUCUGGGUCAAUGGGCUCCAGUGCUCUAAAUGCCUGAAGAGUCCUUGUUCCAGGGAUAACCCUCCAGACGUUGUUGGACUCCAGCUCCCAUCAACCUAUGCAUGAACAUAAAAGAGCCUGCUGGAUCUGACCAAUGGCCCAUCCAAUGCAGUAUCCUGCUCACACACUGGUCAUGCAGAUGUUAAUGGGAAGUCCUCAGACCAUAAGGGUACUCUCUCUCCUCCUGUGAUUUCCAGCAACUGGUGUUCAGAAAUAUCACUGCCUCCAACCAUGCAGGCAGGGAAUAGCCAUCAUAGCUAGUGGCCAUUAACAGCAGGCAUGCCAUCUGGGGGGGCAGGGGGGCGAGGUCCCCCAAAUUUUCAGUGAGAGGGCCAGGCCUUCUAAAUAUUCCACAGCUGGGCGGGCCCUGCCAAGCCCUCCCGUGGCGGUGACUAGGCCCUCAUCAUAAAAGUUUCUGCAGAAAUAUGUACAAUAGUCAAAUCUGCCCACAAGUGAGUUUUAUUAGGAGAAAUUUACACUAAAAUGCUGGUGAAUUUUUGUGAAGAUUUUUUUUUCAGUUGUAAAAUGUGGAGAACUGAAUUUAAGAUUAGAAAAAUGAGAAACUGAGAGAACCCAAACUGACACAACCUGAGAGAACUCCUAACUGACAGUGCUUCUUCCUGCCUCAUACACAUGCCUCAUAUUUUACUAGGUGUUUGGGAACAGGGUUUCAUCCAAAGGAUGAUGGGGGUUACCCCAUAUUUGCCCCAUCAGCAAUGUAAUGACUAUACUGAGAUUGGGCCCUACACAUGUGUCAGGUACUGGUGUGGUUGCUCGAAAGCAAACGGGCAAGACUCUGACCUGUCUUUUCCAGGCUUUAUUCUUAGUGCAAACUAUUUACAGUGAAGAGCGUCAUAAGUUCAUGUCUGGCUCAAUCGCUAGCAGAAUCUGGGAGUGGUCGGUCUUUGUACCUCCCCCAGCAAAACAGUCACGUGACCCCCAGCCUUCUCCGCCCCUCCCUGCACUGAAACCUACUGUGCAGAGUGGGCGCUGACAAAGGGGUACUUCCCUCCUCUCCGGUUUGCUCAGGCUCGGUGUUGGGGCUCUCCCUAGCAUUCCCUGGUCCCUGCACCUCCUCUCCACUGGAGGUGGGGCUUUCCUCCUCACCAGAGGAGGAACUGCUUCGCAAGGUUUUAGGAGGUUCCCUAUAACACAACUGCCCUUUCGCCUCUGAGCUGAUGGCAGUUCCCUGACAACAUGUAAUGCUCCUCCAUGGGAUGGAAUCCUGCUGCCUCAUGUGAAGGAGCCCUGUCCCUUCACACCUGUAUGCAUGUUGGCCACCUUCUCAUUAUGGCUAAAUUGUGUGGCCAGCAGAGGCAUAGCUGUACUUGAUGGUAAAGGGAGAGACAGCAUCGGAUGAAUGUCCCUAACUACUAUGGCUACAUUUGGGAGGGAAAGAGAGACAGAGUGAAAGACCUUCUGUGAAGGAAUAGGAAAACAAAUUAUAGAAAUAUGCAUUUAUGACCAAAAUAUUAUAGUGUGUAAGAAUUAAAUGAAGAACAUGUUCUUGUUUUGAUCAACACUGCUUCAUUCAUUCAUUAAUGACUGAGUCUAAGUCUUAACUAUGUUCAGUUAUGCUUGCUCCUAGAUAUGUGUGCUCAGGACUGCACUUUAAUGGAUUAAGACUCAGGACCACACAAAGUUGUGUGUGUGUGUGUGUGUGUGUGUGUGUGUGUUGAUUACAUCUCUUGUUAUAUGCCGCCCCAAUCUUCACAGCAGUAUGAGAUUCCAGGUCCUUACCCAAAUUUCGUGUUUCCUUUGCAAAUGAGGCACAGCGAAAACUGUGGUAUCUUUAGGCUAUAUGGGUUAUUUACACACAUACACAGCAUAUAUGCACAUAUAUUACAGCAAAACUGUAAUCCUAGACCUCUUCUACCACUGGCCCUUGUCUCUGCUAACUAAUGCAGAGCUCAGAGGGGAAGGGUCCUACCCCUCUGCCAUCUUUGCUAGUGGCGCAUUGGCCUGCCUUUGUUCCAGCAGAGACUCUGGUGUCUUUUGGAUAUAUGGCUUAAUUUACCAAACAAAUUGUUCUGGCACAAAGCCACUUCCUUGGUUACCCCAACAACUCAUAUUUAUGGGGCCAUUAACUCACCAAAAAGCUGGCCUGGCUUUUCCAACAAUUGAAUCCUUGCUGUAUCCAGGAAUCAGAAGGGACUCAAGCACACUGUUUAAUACCACUCCCAAACUCACAAUACUACGUGCCUAUCUGAUGAAAAUCUUAGUUCAGGAAUAGCUAAUGCAGCACCCUCCAGAUACUGCUCUAGACUACAGUUCCCAUCAUUCCUGACUUUUGGCCAUGCUAGCUGACACUGGUGGGAAUUGUCCAAUAACAUCUGACUGGUACUGCUUUGGCUACCCUUGUAUUAGCUACUUAAAAGGUCUGACCCCGGAGUUUUGCCUUUUGUCCAAAUAGGUCCAAAGUCUGCCAGAAAGGUUUGCUUCUACUUGGCCAUUACUUGAGAGAGACAGGAAGUGUUUUUGUGCACAUCAGAUCAAGUUGCUAUUUUCAGAACAUGAGGCAACAACAAAACAAGAUUCCCCUUUUUUCACCUCCAGAGCACAACACAAGAUUCAUCUCUUCACUGGAGCACUACUGCUAAUGGAUUGGGGAGGUCAUUCCGACACCUCUUAAUAGAAUUACAGUACUCUGGAAGAGCAAGGUUCUGGAAAGGGAGAGGAAGCUAUUUGCCUGGGCUCAGUAGCCAUACACAAGGUCCUAGAGAUUUUACCAAAUGGGCUUCCUAAAACACCAAGGAAAUACGAUUCAUAGCUGCUGCCUUACAUUAUCCAGCAUGCUGGAAACUAACAUCUCAGGUCUAAUGAACACAGGGAUCUAAAACAGUGAGGAUCAAAACUACCUGUGAUGCUCAGCCUCAUGAAUGUUUCCUAAAGUUUUUUUUUUGCCAACUGUUUUGUUUGUUUGUUUGUUUGUUUGUUUACCCUGUGCAAGCUAGAUGAAGUGCAGUCUGGAUUAGAGCUUUGAGGCAGGAUAGGGAAAGAAGUUUCAUUAUCUCUUUUCUUAGAGCACAUUUUUCUGAUCAAAACUUUCCUUUUGAGCUGCUUUCUUGCCCCAUGAGGGAAGAUGAUGUAAAUACAGUUUAUUUUCCCCCCCUUUAGGGGUCAGUUGACAAUCUCUCUGAGACCAUGGCCAUAUUCACAAACCAGAGCUGUCAUAGGGCUCUCUCUCUCUCUCUCUCUCUCUCUCUCUCUCUCUCUCUCACACACACACACACACACACACCCAGCACACAUUUCAACCUAAUAUAUUGGCUACAAUGGAAUGCUUAUUUGAAAUCUAAUUUCUGGGCAGGGGGCAUGCGAAAGGGUCCCUGUGGGGCCAAGGAAGGUCUGUGCUGGUGCUUGCUUCUACGACAAAAAGAGCAGCUGGAGGAGGACUUGAUUUUCAAAUCAAAUCCCACAGGAAAGGAGAAAACACCCUAUAUGUGAGCUUUUAGAUUUUAGUUUCUUUGUGGGAACACAAUCAUGGGGGAAAUGUUUUUUGUGACUGGAUUCAUAUAAUGAUGGACCCUCCAUAUAGGAAAACAUUUAUCUGUGCAAUGUUAAGUUCCAAUCAUCAGUUUCUGUGCUGUCCCUCACCUAACCCCUCAUUUUAAAAUAAGACCUCAGAUCAAAGAACAGAGAGAUUUGCCUUUUGGGUGUUCAGGUAGAACUCCCUGAAGGACCGACAUGCUAAUUUCUGUCCUUUUAGUAGAACAGAUCUCUGCAAACCUCAGUUGAUCGGCUUAAGCAUUAAAUAGCCUUCAGGAAAUCAAAAGGAAUAUUUAGCAUAAAGCUGCUGCCUUAUCAAAACUUAUUAACCACCUGAAAUCCCUUUGUAAAGCUAACUUUAGCCCUUGUCUACUUAAUUGUGUGUGAACAACCUUGCUUGAUCCAAAGUAUGUGCUAGGAAAUAAGAUAUGCUAUAAGAACAAAUCCCAACAGCCUCAUUUAAAGAAGUUCUAUUAAGUGAUUUUUGAAAAGAAACUUGAACAAACACAGUUCUGUGGGUACAAGUCUAAAGCUUGUUAAAUCAAGAAGUACACGUUGGGGGUUGUUUAUUGAUGAUCCAGUUAGGUCUGUUAAGCCCACAAAGAAAGCAGCUUUUUUCCAAUGAGAGAGCCUCAUAACACAUUUCUGAAUCUUAACCUAAGUUUUGUUUUCAAAAGCAGGGAUACAAAUUGCAUCACAUGAAUAAAAAACGCCUUUCAUACCAUGCAUGCUGAUGGAAGUUAAAGAUGAAGAUAGCAAUAGGCCUUGUGAGUAAACAGCUUUUGCCAAAGAUCUAGGACUAUUUAUAUAUACACCAGAUUGAAAAGCUGUUUACUCACAAGGCCUGUUGCUAUCUUCAUCUUUAACUUCCAUCAGCAUGCAUGGUAUGAAAGUGAGGAACAGAAAGUCCAUGGAAUACGACAUUUGGAGGAUGUGUUCUCCCUCCCCCCUCAUGACAGGAUUCUGUAAAUGUGGUGCUCUUGCGUGAAACAGAGUGGUUGGAGGAUGAGAUACCAUCUGUCUAAAUGCAUGAAGCCUUGACCUGAGAGGUCUCAGCUCAAUUCUUACCAGAAAGCCAGGCAGAACCCCAGUUUCAUUUUACAUUACAGCAGCUGGCUGAGCCUUACAGCUCUUGAUUAGAUGAAAAAUGGGGAACUGUGAAGAUGCACCUAAGUUUUCUGGAAACAGAAACUGAAUGAAUAUCAGAGGUGCUCACUCACGGCUGCAUAUAUAUUUCAUUGUCAUCUCCUGAUGUUCAUGGCUUUUUCUCUGAGCUUCCCCAUGUCCAACUCUGCAGGGUAGAGCACAUUAUAACACAAAACAAAUUGCCUGCAAAGCCUCCGACAAUCACGUCCUGGAGGGUUUUCAUUUUCUCCAAUGUUUCCAUUUCUCUAAAGAGUGAUAGCCCUGAAAUUUAUCUAACGGAUAAUAAGUUGCAGCAGUCACAAGGCACUGAAUCUACCAAGCCGAUGCGAAGCUGGUAUAAAAACCUGCAAGCCCACAGCUGCUUAGCUUCCAGCACAAAAUCCUAGAGCUGCGGCUGAACGCUGGUGCAUAAAGAAGAGCCCUCUGGAUCAGGACAAUCUAGUCCAGCAACCCUGUUCUCACAGUGGCCAACCAAAUCCUAUGAGAAGCCCCAAAGCACAAAAGCACUCUACCCACCUGCAAUUCCCUGCAACUGGCCUUCUGAGGCAUUCUGCCUCAGGCUGUCAGGGAGAACCUAGCCAUCACAGCUAGUGGCUGCUGACAGCCUUAUCUUCCAUGGAUUUGUCUAAUCCUCUUCGAAAGCCAUCAGGUCUGGUUUUUCAUGUAAACAGGAUGUACAAAUAAAACAUUGCAGGAGUCUGCAGCAACAGCCACUAUCAUCACAGGGACAGAGGUUCUCUCAUUAGGGAACAACACCUCUCUACUGAGCACACUAUUUCUCAGGGAUGACACUAGACAAAGAGUGGAUACAAAGGGCAUCAACUUAUCAUGAUGGGCAAUGUUAUGAAUUUUAUCACUGAAACUCUAAACUUCUGGCAUGUGUGCUUUAAAAAGUUGGGGCUACAAAUUGAUAGUUUUGGGUGGUACUGGCAUCAACCACUUGAACUAGCCCAACAGGGAGGGAAGCUAAUUCUAUCAGUUCUAUCUAUAUCGGUCUAUACUGGUACCAGGGAUGUCCAACCAGUCGACUGCAAUCAACAGGUCAAUCCCUGGGUGAUUGUGAUAGAUUGUGGUGGAUCACUGGCUCAUUUUCCUCCAUGGUGGAAAAAAAGCAUCCGUGUGCAUGCCGUCCUGACCUGGUGUGAGUCGGUCGUUGCUGGGUCACUGGCACCCUGGUAUACUGGUGUUUAUGAAGCCCCUGCCGGCAGGCUGUGGCAAGUUCACUCCAUCAGGAGGCUUCUUGGAUCCCCAACCGUGCCGAUCUACCCAUGGUAUCGGCCAUCAUUAGAGACUGUUCUUGGAGUCCAUUCUCUGCUUCCCUGCAACGGCCCCAGUGGAGCUGAUCACAUAGUGGGAGUGUCGUUGGGGAUGAAGCCGUGUCGUAGGUGAGAGCUGCGGAGCGUCUAUUGGUUUGUGAGCAAUUUAUGGCACCCCCCCCCCAAAAGCAGAACUAUGUUGCUCCCCCCUAAAAUAAAAUCUCAACAGCUUUGGCCUGCCCCCCUAAAAAAGGCUCAACAACUUUGGAUCCCCCCCCCCAAAAAAUGGGUAGAUCACUGCCAGUUUUUUAUUCCAGGAGUAGAUCGCAGUCUCUUGGGAGUUGGACAUCCCUGUGGUAGACAAUAGACAACUCAUUCCUUGGAACACCAUUUUUAGACACUGGAAGAAGCGGGUGGGAUGACUGACUCCAGCCUCUUCCCCAUUAAUUCCCAUGAUGACCAUCGUCAGUUUUGUCGCCCAGAUAAAUAUGAUGUAAAUUAGAAUAUUCUGUGCUAGAUGGAUCUACAAACUGACAAUUUCCUUCAGUACUAUUUCAAGCAACAUCCUGGUUCAUUGUUAUGAACAUUCUGUGCAGCUAAUGAGGUUCAAAAAAAAAUGGAGCAUAAAAUUAUUUUGAAGCACGGGCUGGUUUUUUUAUUAUUAUUAUUAAUAAUUUUUAUUAAAGUUUUAAACAACAAAGAAAAAAAAGAAAAACAUACACAAUACAUAUAACAAAAACACACACACCAAAAACAAAACAAAAUUCAACAAUAAAAAAGAGAAAACAAGAAACAUAACAAUUAAAAACAAUAUCUCUUUUCCAUUUCCGUUUUUUAGUUACUUAUUUUCUGGACUUCCUCAUACCUCCCUCUUUUGUAUUCCAAUCCAAAUUGUUUGUCCAGCAAUUUCUUUUCCACUUUUUUAAUCCCAAUCUUUAGCUUUAAUAAGAUAUUAAAAUAUAUAACUUCAACUUCUUUAAACCUGAUCUUUGGUGUUAAUAAUAUAACGUUAAAAUUUUUCCUCUUAAUAUCAAAUUUCCAUUUCUUUAAACAUCUUUAAUCCUAAUCUUUAAUCUUAGUCUAUCAUUAGCUUUAACCUGUACAGCUGGAAACCGCUUAUUUUCAGGAAGCACGGGCUGGUUUUUAAAUGGGGAAGAGGGGCAGGGAAGUAAGCCCCGAGUUCAUCUGGUCAGUCAUAGCAAACUCACUGAAGGUUGCUCAGAAAUACACAAUUUGAAAAUGGCAGAUUAAGCAGUGAAAUCUACCAGUGUAUACCAGAAAGGCUAAAAGCUAUCAAAAAUAAUACAUGCAGCAUGUCUCAAUGGGCUUGCUAACAGAAACUUAUGUUUCUAAUAUCUCUGUUUUUUAAUAGCAUACCUCUCCAUAACAUCUGAGAAGCACCACAGGUUUGUUUUCCACAGGGAAAAUAUAGAAAAUGUGUGCCAAUGAUAUAAACUUGAAGUGGAACAGAGCCACAAUUAUAAUGGACAACAGAGGGUUGCAACCCCAAGGCCUGAUAUGAAUUUUAACUUCGUAACUUAGAGCUGUAUUCUGACGCUGUCGCAGAUUACACUUACAUAAAAUGGUUACAUAAAAUAAACCAUAUUGAAUAAAACAAUAAAAUCUUAAAAAAGCAAACAGAAACCUUACCACUACCUUAAAAUGCUUUCUGGAGUAAGAAAGGCUUUGUCUUGUGCCUGAAGUUCAGCAAGGAGGGUGCCUGUCUAAUCUCAGUUGGGAAGGAGUUCUGCAGCCCCACAAAACCAAAUGCAGACUUGACACAUACAAGAGGCAAUGCAGAGAUGCUUCUGGGAAAAGUUAGAAGGGACAAGAAAGGCACUUUCUGAGCUGCCCUUUCCAGAGCACAGCUUACUACAGUUAUGAUUACACACAUUUAACUAUUUUGUUUGAUAGAGGCUUCUUAAACACUGUACUUGCAAAUGCUGUGGGCUGCUGGAGAUGGAUCAUUCCUGAUCUCCUAUCUAUGGAAGGUUGUGUGCUGCUCUCUCAACCUCCCCCUUUCCCCUUUAUGUGCAAAAUCCUCUCCAAUGCCUUUCUGGAAUUAAGCAUGAGGAUAAAGCAUCACAUCAGUACCAAGAUUAACACUAACCUUCAUCUACUUCAAUCCAAAAUUUGCAUUCAGAAUUUGAGGUGGACCAGCAAAUCCUGGUAUCUUGCCCUUCCUCUUUUUGAGCUAACCAUGGUACAGUAUUGCUACAAGUUUGGUAGAGCAGGGAAUAGGCUGUAUGCCGAGACCCUUCCAGCCCCUGGAUCCGGCAAGUAUUAAAAUAUAAGCUAUGCUAGCUUCCUGAUGAGGUGGCCACUGGGUGAUGGGCCAUUAAGGGGAGCUAAAGAAAGGUGCUCUGUGCGAGAUGGAGAAUGGGAGAGGCCCCUCCCUCAAUCUGCAGAUAGUUAGAAGGACAACGCCAGAGUUGAUAGUAGAAAGUUGCAGCGUUGUGGGCCAGAAGAAAAGCAGCAAGCUGGAGAGAGUCAGAGCAAUGUUUGAUUUCUGUUUGAAAUCCUAAAUAUACCACAGUCUCCACUGUUCCUCAUUCCUAAAGGAAACACAAAGAGCCUGGAACCCCUGGAAUUUUACACCAUGCAACAAUACUAUCUCUGCAACUUUCAUAGUUAACUCUAGAAAGAGAAGGGGUGGGCUUAUUUGUUUGCAUGAGAGGUGAGGAAACCAUGAGUUUACAUUACACUCCCAGUCUUUUAAUGAUGGAUAGGAGUUUGGUUUUUUUAAUGCUUCCAGAAAUAUAUUUUAUUUAUUCAUUUAAUUGCUAGCAUUUAUGUGCCACUGGCAGGGCUCUGGCAAGCAGCUUACAGUAAUGAGAAAGUUUAAAGAAUGUGCUAUGUAGAAACUAUAAAACCCUGACAUGCUGCGGUUUUGCAGAAUGCUAUUUUUGUAUGAAUAAAAAAAAAUAAGGGGGUGAGGAUAAGACCUGAAUUAAAUGUUGGAGCACUCUAUGCUUUGGUGAUUACUUGCAUUUCAUUAAGGACAGCCAUAUGCCCUGCCGGAAGCCCCAUAUGUGAGGCAAUAACUUUCUCAGCAGAUGGCAUUACAGAGACAAAAUAAAUAUUAUGAGGAGAAGUGUAAUGACUACACAGCCAGUGAAAAAUGGAGGGGAAAAUAAAUAGUGAGUAGCUCGUUUCAGCUUUGUUUUCAGCUGUGACAUACUUCCCUAAUGCCCACAAGCACUAGUUCAGUAGGAUUAAGAAACUUAUGUUGCCCUUUGUGGCCAAGCUUCAUUAGAUGCCUGGGAAAAUGUUUACCUGUUAUUUUUAAACACCAUGUAUUUUUGUGCAAUAUGACGAACACACACACACACACACACACACACACACACACACACCAACUUCUGUAGAGAGUUUUCAGGGGAAGGUGGUCAGAUCCUAACCAUUAUUUUGAUCCUUGUUAGCAAGCAACACCUUUGUUUCCUGCAUCCAACACAAAGGUGACAAAAACCAGGUAUAAUUCCCCCCCCCAUACAGUAAAUUGACUCCAGUCACAGACUCAGCAGAGGUAAACCAGGUCAUCUCCCCAUAUUGCUUGAGGACUCAGUAAGCUUGGGUUCCAAAUUGGUAGGUUCUGGGAACUGGGGAACUGGCAGAAAUGGAGCCACUGAUAAACAGGAAGGAAAGGAUACUCAGAGGAACUUCCUUGCUAUUCAGAGGAGCUGAGGGCAGUGACAUGAUUGUGAUUACAGCUAGAGUGCCAAUGGCACAAGACUUACAGGUGACAGUCAUUUUCAGUCCUAUUCUUUGGGCAGUGAUGGCAGCAAAAAUAACUUGCUUCUGUAUCAACAAUAUAUCUGUGCAAUGUCAAAGGCCUUUUUCCAGAUGUUGAAAGGUCGGGGGGGGCAAUAGGUCAAACUCUUGGGGAACCUGCUGUGAGCAGUUUGCCUUACAAUUUGCUGGCUAAUUCACUUGCAUCUGUGCCAGAUUGGAUGGAAUAGUUAUUAUAGAGUCCAGCAAUGUCAUUUUUUCAUACUUUUCAACUUGUGCAGCUUGAGGAUGUGGAUGAGCUACUUGGAACGUUAAAGAAUUCACUGGGGAAGGAGUGGAAUCUAUGCCAAAUACGCUGUAGUGGAAAUAUUUAAUCUCCAAAAUCUAAAUAAAUCAUAAACCUUUGGAGUCCAUCCUAUGACCGAGUAAUUUCAGGACUGCAUUUCUUUUUAAAAAGAAACAGAAGUGAGAACACAGAGAUGUGACACAGGAGACCAAUUGCCAGGAGAUCUAUUUUAGUUUCAGAAUUAAAGAUUUUAUCAAAGUGGUCUCAUAGAUUAAGGUGUGUGUGUGUGUGAGAGAGAGAGAGAGAGAGAGAGAGAGAGAGCGCGCACGCGCCCUGGGAAUGGGAUGAGAUUAUGGCAAAACAAAGUCACUAUUUCCAGAUGCAUCUCUAGACCCCAUUUACUUGUGCCAUCUUUUGAUCAUUUCCUGUGGGUCGGUGGGGAAUCUCGCUGCUCCACUGUAUUUUGUUAACACUUGAUUUCUGUAACCCUGUCAAGCUUAGUAUGGCACCUCAAGUCCUUGGUGUGGCUGUAAAGUGUGGAAACGAGAUACCUCUCUGAAGGUACAGUGGACACAUGCCAGGGAGAAGGUAUCCAAUCAGAACUCCCUAGCAAAUGUCCACAGGUGGACAAACGUCUACACAAUUAUCCCCUUGGCUUCUGUGAAGUAGCUGCAAGACAGCCUGCUGCUCUGGAAUUCUUCCCAGAUUGCUCCCUCAUCCCCUAGUCGAUGACCUGCGUUAAAGAAACUGAGCCAUUUUGUUCAGGAAAAAAAGAUCAGUGAAACAGCAAAAGCACAACAGUAAGGGGGAAGAAAUUCCUCCUUAAGCUCUCAUUAAGCCUCACCAUAUGCACAGUACAGCAAAGAGCUCUUUGGUGCUACUCGGAAUAAAGAGAGAACAGCAGCAGCGAAAAGAAAGUUUCAAAGCCCUUCCUCGGCACCCACUGCUUUCAGAAUAUAUUAAGGAUAACACAGUUGCACAUUCAGUUACAAUUACUAAUUCUCUGAGUAAAUAAGGAGAAUAAAAAUAGGAUUGAACAAUAAAAGUUCUGAAACUGUAUUGAUGAAAGAAAUUGUAUGGAAGAACUAGCUGUCUCCUGGCAUGACAAGAUUCUUGCAAAUGGAUUUCAACUAUCUGGGUGCCUCUUGGCCUCUCUCCACCCAUCCUCCUCCUUCAGCUUCUGCCUCUGAUUUUGGAUUUCUCUCUGCCACAGUCUCUCCCUGCUCACUAAGCCCUGUUACCCCUUCAGCUUCCGACACAACCUCAUCCUAGUCUUCUCCCUCUGACCACUCAUUGUUGUCCCACCACCAGUUCCCAGGCUCUGAGCCCUCUUCCCUUGGUGGUUCUCCAGCUGCUUCCUCCCACUAAUCCUCUGCAUCCAGCCACUUCAUGACACCUAAUUGAUCUCAAUGGACUAUAUUCUUCAGUUUCCCUGAGCUGUCAGGCUGUUGCUCGUCUGCUCAACCUCCAUAGGGCCUUCAUGAGAGCAGGCAGCUCCGAACCCAUCUACCUCCUCUCCUUGCUUCUCUUACCUUGUCCCCCUUGCCUCUUCUCAAUAUUUCUAGUUUUCUUCAGGCUACUCAGGAACCUUAAGGGAACAUAAGCCUUGACAAAAUUUCUUUCUUUGUGGGGACCACUGAAGUUCUUGAUUGUACAUCAGAAUAUUUGUAUAACAGUGAUGUAAUGGAUGAAGCCAAGUCAACUGCAGCCUGCACACACAGAAAGCCAGACUGUGAAAGCAUCCAUAGAUUUGUGCUUCAUUCUCUCAAUAACUAUGAUGUACAGCCAUGACCCCACACCCCUGGGUCACAUUAAGGUUCGAGAAAUCCCUUUCCUCCUACCUUUCCUAUUAGCAUUCCACCCCAUCCUCCUGGCUUCUCCAUCACCUCCAUUUUAAACAUCUGUAUCUUUCUGCCUUCAUGUGGCCCAGGCCCAAGUCAUUUGCAUUCAUUUGCGUCUAGGCCUUAAUUGCAGCCCAGUCGAUAACUGGCAUCAGUCUGCACUCCUUAUUUGACAGCAGGAAACUUCCCCUUACCUCUGCCUAUGUCUGUGGUAGAACAGUUAAGCUGUUAGUUCAGGCAAUGCAGGUCUGGGUAGCCUGUGUACAAUUUUGCUGUAACCAACCAUUUUACUUUUCCCCAAACAUUGCAUCAUAGCAGUUGAAACACCAAAAUGCUUUUAUUCUGUUUAUGCCAUUUUGGCACUUGUAAUAGACGUAUUUCUCUUGAAAACCAAAUUGGUACUCUUUGGUUUUUACUAAUUCUCCCAGAGUAACUAAGGAUACAGUUCAACCUUGCUUUUGAAGCAUCAUGUUUAAGGACACAUGUAGACUUGGUAACAAAAGUAAAGGUAAAGGACCCCUGACAGUUAAGUCCAGUUGCAGACGACUCUGGGGUUGCAGCGCUCAUCUCGCUCGAGGGAGCCGGCGUUUGUCCGCAGACAAUUUUUCCGGGUCAUGUGGCCAGCAUGACUAAGCCGCUUCUGGCAAAUGGAACACCAAAACCAGAGCAGUGCACAGAAAUGCUGUUUACCUUCCCGCCGGAGCAGUACCUAUUUAUUUACUUGCCCUUUUUUUUUGGCGUGCUUUUGAACUGCUAUGUUGGCAGGAGCUAGGACUGAGCAACGGGAGCUCACCACAUCACAGGGAUUUGAACCACCGACCUUCUGAUCGGCAAGCCCAAGAGGCUCAGUGGUUUAGACCACAGCGCCACCCGCGUCGCUCUUUACCAACAGCUAAAACCACCUAAUCCUUACUAAAUGUACUGGACACUCUACAUCACUUGGCCAGCUUGUGGUAUUCAUGCUACACCUAGGAAUGACAUAGUUCCAGGUUACACUUCAUUGCAGCCAGGUCAGAUGUAUCCAAAAAUGAUGCCCCAAAAGUUCCAGUAUUUACUUGUUAAAUACUUUGCUCUCUGGAGUGUUUCAUGCAUUAGGGAAAUGUUGAUCCUCUGGCAUGCUCGCAGGCCAUCCAUCCACAUUACCAUGCGGGGAAAUUUUAAAUGAUAGGUUGCCUCUGAAAACCGUUUGAACUUGUUCUUAAUGUGAGAAGGUAACUGGACGGAAAGGGGAGAAAGCUAUUUCACCUUUUGACAAAACCGUUGCACAGCAUCUUGAACUCCUCGUUAGGAAGAAGAGAAAGCGAAAUCUUCCUCUCAGGAGUGUUGCAACUGAAUCGGCUCAGAAAGGGGUAUGCUGAAAGGCUUAAUUUAGAAAUGUGCUUUGUAAAGUGAACAGAGGCUGCAAAGAUCCAUGAUAUGGCCAUUAUACAUCACUUUGCUUUUGAAAGCACAAGCAAGGCCAGCAACAUGUUGCCAAAUGCAGCUUUCUUGUGAAAUUGCAGCCUAUUAGCGUCGAACCCCCAAGCAGAGCUUCCCUCUGAUGUUCUGUUGCUAGCAUCUCCAAUGCGACGCGAAUGUGUGCGUAGCGUCAGGGAGCAGGGGAUCAGCAGGCUGCUCUCAUACACAAGGCUCUCAAAAAGGAAAUCCAGAAAGAACUCCAACAAACAAAGAAGGUGAAAGACAAAAGACUGGUACAUGCCCCCUAACAGUCCAAGCCUGUGAAUCAUCACAUCGCUCAGUGAUCAGUUCCUCAGACUAUUUUCCUUAGUAAGAAAUUCCAAAUUUGCUGUGGAAAUUUCACUUUUCAUACGAUCAGGUGGCAAUUCUCAUCAAAAUCACAUUCUGGGCUUAGCUAGAGUAGUUUUUAACCUUUUCAGACAUUCAUUUGGGGACACACACACACACACACACACACACACACACACUUAGUGCUGCCAUUUUGACAGUAGAUGUCACAAUGCUGCUACUUUGGAGGCAAGUAUGCUUCUGAAUACCAGUUGCUGGAAAAAGCAGGAAAAUAGAGUGCUCUUGUGCUCGGGUCCUGCUGGGUUUCCCAUGGGCAUCUGGUUGGCAACCAUGAGAACAGGAUAUUGAACCGAAUGGGCCAUUGGCCUGAUCCAGCAGGCUCUUCUUAACUUCUUCUAUGAUCUACCCUAGGUGAGGCUGCAAAACUCUCAAUAUAUCCUUAGUAAGUACUAGACUGUUGAAAUGUCAAAACCUAGCAUAGGCUGCAUAUACCCAUAACUAGGGAUGGACAAAUAUGUUAAUUUUGGUUUCUCACAGUUCCUCAUAUUUUUCAUCUCAGAUCUCCACAUUUUCACAUCAAUUUGCAAAUUCUUUUUUUAAAAGUACUCAUAAACAAUUGUCCCAAUAGGCACAUUUUUGCAAUGUAAUGCCUUUUGGCACACUAUUUUCAAUACUGUGUGCAUUCUUAUGCAAACUUGUGGAUUUUGUAUACAUUGUUUGGUUGCAGAACUACGCCACAUAAUUCAGUGAAGCGCACUUUUCAAAGGAUGAAUGCAUUUUGGUUCAUACAUGGUUUCAGGAAGUUUGAAUUAAGUAGGUUCGCUUUUUCAUGCUAAGUGAACUGAAUUUUUCUCCCAUCCUUACCCACAACACAAGAGCAAACCAAGAAAGUAGAAAGACACAACCUAGAAGAGGAGAGUGUUAAGCACUGAUACCUGGGAAAGAGACAACACGAGCCAAACCUCCGAAAGAAGCUUUCAUAUGAGAGCCAGAAAGAAGCACUAGCUGCCUCAAGUCCCGAAGAAAAUGAGCAACAAUAAAAUUGGGAUUCUCCAUUGUCUGCCCACUGAAAUGUUACAAGGUGGCUUGUUACCAGAUUGAUAAGCAAAGCAGGAAAAUGGAAGGGAUGCCUAAGGCUUUGGUAGACACCUGCUCUCACCAUGUGUGUGUCAACAGAAGCCUAUUGAUAUCAAAACAAGUCAAAGGUGUGGUUAUUUAAAAAAAAUAUUAGGAGGGCGUGAGUCAUCCAUAGUCAAACAACUUGGAAGCGCCUGAAGCUCCAGAGACUGUGAGGAAGAAGCAAAAUGAGAUGCCACAGCCUACCCACAGAGCACCAUCAGGCUGGAUUCCCUAAGCAGGGAGCUUUUGCCUCUAAGCAGUUUUCAUUUUGAUCCCUUCUUGCCUGAUCUGUGGGCAUUUGCUGUUCCAUUCAGAAGCACCAUAUUGCACAGAUCUAUUCUGCUCCACCAGCACACAAGCCUUAUUAUAAUGCAUCUUGUUUCCAGGCUGCUUGCUAGCGUGUCCAGUUUUAAUUAAAAUUUGAUUACAUUUGCCUGACUAUUUAAAGGCUUGCACACUGCAUGCAUCAGUCCAUGCUUCAUUUACAGUCUCCGCUCUCUCCAAACUUUCUUGGUUAAUAUCUUUUUUUCCCUUUGCCCUGCUGACUUAUCAGAUGACGUUGAUGGGUCAGACCAGGGGAAGCUGCGGCCCUCUUGAUGCUUCUGGAGUCCCAACUUGCAUCAGCCCAAGUCAGCACUGCUGGCCAAUGAUCAGGAAUGAUGGGAGCUAUAAUCCAACAAUAUCUAGGGUGCCACUGUUUCCCUAUCUGUGGCUUGGAAGGUUGUGUGAAUUCAACAAAUCGGUUGUUUAACAUUUGUAUCUUACUUUUGUUGAAUUUUGACUGAAUCUCCCAAAAAACCAACAUUUUGGAACCAACCCAGAGGUAAAACUUUCAUUUCUAUAAUAUGUUUGGGAAUUGCCGAAGGAAUAUGUCGAAGACAUAUUUGGGAUGCAGUAUUCCUCUGGCAGAAUUACAGUUUCCACCCAGUGUAAGCUCAAAAUCUGGACUGCAAAUUACAAGAAGGCAGGCUGCAGUUGGGCAUUCAUUAAUGCCAAGGUUACUGCAGAGGAAGAAGGUCCCCAUAACGAGGAUGGCAUGGAACUCAAAGUGCAUCUUUCCUGCCAGGUUAAGAACUGCGCUGAGCAGGCAGAUGGCUGAACCUCAUUAUGAUGCAGAAUUGCAGCACAAAAGGGUGAAAGAGUGGUAAAUUAAAUUAGCAUUCACGAGGAAUGAAUGGCAGGCUAUGAUGAAUGCCAAGUGCCAUUUUUAUUUCAUGCCACAUUAUACCUGGAAAGGAUAAGUGCCAAAAAGCAUUUUCCUCACUGAGACUAACAAGAUGAGCCAAGUCUUGGACAUAUGCAAACAGUCGCCUCUCAUUGCUUUGCAGACACAGAAAGGAGGAUUUGAAAGUUACAGUUACAUGAGCAAAGAGAAAAUGUAGAGUGUGUCCCCCCCUCACUUUGCACAAUCCACACUUGGACACCCUAUCCAGAAACUGCCCAAGACAGUUUUGGCACCUGCAGCAGAAAAUCCAAAUGCUAGCCUUUUUAGGAGGAUAAAACAAACAAACAAAAAAGUAACAGAGUAACAGUCCCUGUAAUGGGACUCAGAAAGCUGCCACCCGAGAUGGACCAUGUCAUCCUGCCUAACAAUAAAGACAGUCUUGAGCAAAAUCCUGUUUGCAUGGUGCACAUAACCUCAAAAACUAUUUGAGUUUGCUGCAGAGACACAUUCUUGAUGCAUUCCACUUCCUUUCCCAGAUGAAACAAAACUGUUUGCUCGCUAGCUGUCCAAGAAGUUCUAUAAGGACAAACAACUAUAAGGAUGAAAGACUGCCCCAAAAGUGGAAGGGUCCACUUAGCAAGCUAUAGAAGACUAAUAAAUAAAUUAAUAAUAAUAAUAAUACGUUCAUUACUUAUACCCUGCCCAUCUGGCUGGGUUGCCCCGGCCACUCUGGGCAGCUUCCAACAAAUAUAAAAACAUAAUAUAACAUAAAACAUUAAAAACUUCUCAAUACAAUAAUAAUAAUUUUUGGAGUCCUAUGUGGAAACAGCCUCCCAUUGCACCCAGGCAAGGUUCUUCAGUGCCUCAGAUACAAAUAAGCUAUCCAGCACACACUUUACUUCUGCUUAGACCUCCUGGAAAGCCACAGGUGAGUUUCAGAGUCUGAAAGGGUAAGGAAACCCACAGAAUGCCAUGAACUGGCAGGACAACAGAGGAAAGGGAAGAGGAUUCUGGUGAGGGAUGUAGCCAUAUUGGGAGAAGUUGGAGACAGAGAAGGAGAGGUUGGGGACUUAGGAGGUACUCACGGGACAUCAGAGAAUGUUGCAGGAGAAGCCAACUGUUCAGGGCAGCUAGGGAAAGGUGACACAUCACCAGAAGCAGAGGUGUCUCCAUGGACAUGGCGGGCUCUGAGGUGUCGGAAACAGCAAGAAGAGCACUCCAGGAGAAUAAGGCAGGCAAGGGAAAACAACCCAGCUCACUAGUGGACCAGGUGGAGAUCAUGAGGCUCAUUAGGUCAGAGAGGAAGUUUGUGGUCACUCAGCUGGGUGAGGCUCAGGGCAGGGGAAGAUCACAUGCUUCGUCAAGUGGAGAGACACAGCUGCUCAGCUGGAGCAAACUCAGGUGCAGCAAUCAAGACUGGGAAGGGUAAAAGGGAAACAAAUCAGAAGCUCUGUGUCUGCUUAGCUUUCUCUGGUGAUGGACCUCAGUUUGGUUGCCUUGGGAUGACCACUGGACUGGGACUUUGAGACUGACCCCCAGGUGUUCCAGCUCUGGAUCUUCUGCCAAGGCAGGAACCUGACCUUCAGAAUUGACUUCAGACCUUGCUUGUUUUGGACCUGGACUGGUGUUUGACCAUUUGGAUAGUCUGACUACUCUCUAGUGUUGUCCUUGGGACUGUGGACUAUCAGGACUUACUUCCAGGUACACCAGAAGGAUGAUGUACUAUACUUCAUAUCUCCUACAAAGGCUGCUGAAACUGAUAAAAAGCAAACUCAGGUUUAGCAUUAGCUAUUUCUUUGGAGCAUUUUUUUUUACUCUGGUGUUCUGUCAGGGGAGAAAAGACUCCCGGUAAUGAGACACUGCUUACUAUCUGAAAGGCAUGACACUCAAGGAAAAGGAGCAGGGAGGGAAGAGGGGCGAAGCAAACUCAAGCACUACUUCUUAGUUACAGGGUUCUUAAAACCAUCAGCUGGAAUGAAAAGUGUUCAAAGAAGAGAGGAACCAACAGUUGCUGGUCUCUGAGCUGGGCCAUUAGAGAGUCUCUGUAGUCCCCCUUUCUCCCGCUAGCGUGGGGUGGAUAACCUCGGGUCCAGAGGCCAAAUGCAAGCCUCCUAAGGCUACACCCCACCCCCAGGCACCUCUGGCCCUGCUUCACAUGCUUGAGCAUCUUUGCCUGCUUGGAAUGUGUCCUUGGAGUCUGAUGAUUACGCUUGCUUGCCUGGAGGAUAAUGAGGUUAUGUGUUUAAGAAUUUGCUGUGCAAAGGUGAACUGUAUAUUCACCGUUCACCCAUUUUUGCUCCUGGUCACCAGGGGCAUAUGCCCCAGAAGGUUGCUCAGAAGGGAAUGCAAACCAGGUGUUGUUUUGUACGGCAUCCACAAGUCAGAACAUAUAGCUCAGAUCCUUUGGCAGUUCUGUGUCCUUCCAUUCCCCGUUCAAAGUGCUGAGUUUGGCCUUUAAAGGCUGAAAUUACCAAAGGCUAGUUUACUUUAAUGAUUACCUACUGCCGGCUUCCGGGGGAGGCACCUCCGGCAAUGGCGGAAUUCCUCUGACCAGGAGGAAUCUGCUCCAUGGAAAUCUGGGUCUGGCCGCCACGGUGAAGGCGGAGACCCGUUAAAAUCACAGGCGGGAGAAGCCUGUGAACGUGGGAUUCGGCGGGCACCUUUUGCGCCUCCCCCACUCGCAGGGAACCCCGGUUUAUGGGGCUCCGGAGUGACGUGGGGUGAGCGGCGCGGUGCAUCUGCUUCUUCCACGGAGCAAAGCCGCAUAGCUGUUGCCGGAGAGCGCUGACCUUUUCCUAUGGACAAUUUGACUUUAAAGUAAUUACCCGUGAGUAGAGCUGAAGCGGAAGAAUUGGAUUUCUAAAUGUUUAAUUUGGUACCGUAACGGGGAGGUUCAAAACAGGAAUUCCGCCUCCCCCUUUUGUAAAUAGACUGAGGCAAUGAAGUUGCAAGCUGGAGUCCUGGAAGGUCUUUCGUAAAAGAUCAAAUUUCCAACGGUAAAGAACAUUAAACCCCCUCUUGGAGGCAGGAGAAGAGAGGGGGGGUUGCGGAUAGAGUAUGCUUGUGCGAGAGAGCGAAGAGACUUAAAACACCACCGCUCUGACCCUGGAAACGGGCUGCUGGUGGACUGACGUCUUUUGGAAUGUUCAUUGACAGCGUUGAGAACGUUCAUUGACAGCUAGUUAAAUAAGAGAAAUACAUUGUUUCUACUGUCUCCGGCUGCUUUAAAAAGGAGUAAAAGUAACUGAAAAUUGAAACUAAUUUGAAACUAAUUUUGGAUUGUUUAAAAGAGGAUACUAUUGACUAUUACAAAUAGAAACUGUUUCCCCCUAGUGGAAGCCUUUGAAACCGUACAAGAGCUGGACUAGGGGAAUUUCCAGCUGCAAGUUAAAAACCGUGAGACUCUGGGACUGACCUUGAAUCUUUUAAGUGUUAUGGUAAAUGGAAGAGGAAAAACAGACCAGUCAACUGUUGACAAAACAUUAAGGUCUGGGAGGACUUGGUAACAAUCCAGGAGAGGUCUAUUAUUAGGCCCUCCUGUUCUUUUUGUUGCUGUCUUUGUACUAGUAUAUUUGAAGCCAAGAGGAAUGUCGACAGAGGAGGCUUUGGUGGCUGUAUUGUAUAAGAUAAAUGACUCAUUGGAUCAGCUUCACAGGAAAAUGGACAUGAUAAAUGCGAAAGUGGAUGUUUCAGUUGUUGAGGUUGACCUGAAUGCAGGGAGAAUGGACAAUACCAAUACAGAAACCACCCAAGGAUUGAUGCAGGAACCUAUUUUGAUGUGGCGGGCUGUGGAGGAGGUCAGGGAGGGAGCUGUUGCUGCUGAGGGUAGAGUGACACAACUGGAGAGAAAGAGAAAGAGAGCCCCAGCCCUGCAGAGGCAAUUUGAUGAACAUAAGUUGACGCUUGCUAUGACUGAACUUAAAGAAAAACAGACGAAUUUGAGGACCUUUGGUGGACAUGCCCAAGGAUUAAGACACUCUGGGAGAUGAUUCAUAAUGAAAUGAAAAAGGUAUUUAAAUAUACCCUUUUGAAGAAACCAGAGGCCUUUCUCCUAGGCAUAGUCGGCCAAUUGGUGUUAAAGAAGGAUAGAAUUUGUUUCGUGUAUGCAACAAUAGCAGCAAGAAUACUCAUUGUGAAGUACUGGAAGACACAAGAUUUAUCCAUUCGGGAAGAAUGGCAGAUGAAGUUGAUGGACUAUAUGGAAUUGGCGGAAACGACUGGCAGAAAUCCGAGACCAGGGAGAAGAGCUGGUGGAAGAAGACUGGAAAAAGUUUAAGACUAUUUAUAGAAACACUGUAAAAAUAUUGAAUGUUAGAAAAAUGUUGGAAUGAAGUUAUAUGGCUUUAGUAGAAAUGUUAUAAGGAAUCAAGUAUAAAUAGAUUAAUAGUGUAUUAAAGGGAAAAUAAGGCUAGAAUAUGUUAAAAUAAUUAUAGGAUAGAAAACAGAGGAAGAUGGAAAGGAAUUGCUGAAAUAAUUAAUAGAAGUGGAAAACAAAAAGGGAGGUGUGAGGAGGUCGUGGAAAUAAGGGAAUGAAAGAUAAGACAUUGAAAUUAGUUCUGUGUUUGAAAUGGUUUGUGUUUUGCUUUGUUAGUUUUAUGUUUUUCUCUUUUUUCUUUUUUUGUUCUUUUUUGUCUUUCUGUUUUGUGGUGUUUAAAUGGUUGAAAAUUAAUAAAUAUUAUUUUUUAAAAAAAUAAUGAUUACCUACUGCCAUAUAAGUAUGCCUGCUUUAUUUACUAUGUAAUUUUAGAACUUGCCACUGACCCGUCUUACUGUGCUAAUGUAUUAUUUGUUUGUAGUGUUAAAUUGCUUGUUGGUACUGAAUUAUUUUUCUGGUGCUGCUGUGUGCAUUUACUACUGUAUGUUAAGAUAACAAACUGGCAGCGUGGAAGCUCCCAUAUGGACACAACCCUAGAUAACAACAACAGACAACACUUGUCCUAAAAGUUAACAAAGCCCUAAGCACAGCAUGCUUUCUUAAUGAUUCUUUGAAAGUGAAGGGCAGUCAUUUUUAGUUUCGACCAAUACGGAGUUCUUUAUCGGAUUUGGGGUGGAUAAAAUACUACACUAUCCAAAAAUAAAAUCAAUGUUAUUGCCAAAUCAGAAGGCCAAAGUAAACAGGAGAAAUCUGUUUCAUAGCACGGUCUUUCUGCACCAAGCAAUGGAAGAAUGUCAGAUCAUCUGUUAUAUGGCUGACUCAAACACACCAGCUUUUCACACUAAUGUGGUGCUGUAUUUUGUUGAUGACCCACAUUCCUUCCCGUCCAACUGGUAUCACUCUCUUGUUUACUCUAGCUCAGUCUCAGGAAACCAAUAAUGGAUUACCCCACACAGUUGUGGAUUGAAAUGUGAGGAGGUUUCAUGCCUUACCCAAACUCCACUGCAAAAUCUAAAAUUAUUCUGAGCCCUGCAAACACCAUCAUUUCUGCAAACACCCGCUUUUCUUAUAUCACACACAUCUUAGAGAGGCCACUGAGGAAAUGGUUGGAUGCUCAGUUUUUCUUCAUUUCAUUUUUUUUUUAAGCCUGAAAUUUCUGUUGGCGGAACAAUGCACUCUGAACAUGUGCAGAGGUACUCUCAGUGUAUGAUUGUUCCACUGGUCCAUAGUUGAACCCUGGCUUUUGAGAGUGCUGAGCGCUGACUGAACAUUAUGCAGUGGGGGGUGUUUCCCCUGUACAGGACACCGAGCUAAAUGGGGCUCAUAAUUAUAAUAUUUAUAUGAGUGCCUGCUGAGAAGAUUCAUAAAAGCAACUGUACUAAGAGGAAUUAUUGUGAAAAUAAGAAUUUUUGAGGGGAGGGGAGGGAAUUUUGUCCUUGCUCAGGGAGCCAUAUUACCUAAGUCCAUCCGUGCUUUAUGUUCAUGUAAUUGAAAUUCAGAGGGUUGCAUCCAAUGCUCGGUGUGUGUUCAGCUCCCCUGGUGCAAUAGCACUUCUGUUUCCUCUUCUUCCCCUGCCCAUCCCCUCAUACUGCUCCAAAGGGCCCCAAUCAUUCACAGGACUGCAAGGGGAGAAGCGGUUCUGUUGCGGGUGCAGAAGUCCAUUGUGGCAGCCAAGCUGCAGUGUUGGAUACCACCCACAAUAUCCCAACUUUCUUAUUAAAAUCUCAUAAAAAGGAAGGACAAAUGCUUCCCCACAGUUUGUUAAUCUUUCCUGUUCACUGUUGGUAUUGUUCCUUGUGCCCAUGUUGUCAUUUGAUGACACUCAUUCAUUUUCUGGCCUUGUCUCCUCUGCCACCACCAUUUUCAUUAUCCAACACCUUUGCUACAUACUUCUGAGCAUUGUUCACUCAGUCGAGGAUGCAACAACAAUGUUGUUGUUUAGUCAUUUAGUCGUGCCCGACUCUUCGUGACCCCAUGGACCAGAGCACGCCAGGUACUCCUGUCUUCCACUGCCUCCCGCAGUUUGGUCAGACUCAUGCUGGUAGCUUCGAGAACACUAUCCAACCAUCUCGUCCUCUGUCGUCCCCUUCUCCUUGUGCCCUCCAUCUUUCCCAACAUCAGGGUCUUUUCCAGGGAGUCUUCUCUUCUCAUGGGGUGGCCAAAGUAUUGGAGUCUCAGCUUCAGGAUCUGUCCUUCCAGUGAGCACUCAGGGCUGAUUUCCUUAAGAAUGGAUACGUUUGAUCUUCUUGCAGUCCAUGGGACUCUCAAUAGUCUCCUCCAGCACCAUAAUUCAAAAGCAUCAAUUCUUCGGCGAUCAGCCUUCUUUAUGGUCUCUCCAGCUCUCACUUCCAUACAUCACUACUGGGAAAACCAUAGCUUUUACUAUACGGACCUUUGUCAGCAAGGUGAUGUCUCUGCUUUUUAAGAUGCUGUCUAGGUUUGUCAUUGCUUUUCUCCCAAGAAGCAGGUGUAUUUUAAUUUCGUGGCUGCUGUCACCAUCUGCAGUGAUCAUGGAGCCCAAGAAACAACAAUAGAAGAAGCCAAAUAGACUAUUAUCCACAUAGUACUUUACAGAGUAAUUUAAGAAAGCAGGGUGCUGCUCACUCAGAGAGUGUAAGUUAUACGUAGAUCAGUGUAUAUAUGUGCAUAUGUUUGUUCAGUCCUAGCCCUCUUUAUUAAUAUUCCCUCUGCAGCUUCCAGUGCCACAUUCUGUGUUGUUCCAGGGCUUCCCCAACCUGCCAGAGAUUUUUCUUUUUUGGGUGGGUGUGGGUUAUUGCUUCUGUCUGCAGGUUUUCACAGCUGGAUCAGAGCCAUCUGCAGAUGGAAGGAGUCUUUCUGUUAGCCGGAGGCUAACUCUAGACAGAGUUGAGUGUGAGGGUAGGAAGAAAGAGACAAAUGCAGCAGAAGCAGCAGCAGAGAGAGGGAUAACAAGAUGAACAUGAGUAAAUACAGUGGUGUAUCCUCAGGCUUCAUUUAGGUUGCAGGCGAGGCUUGAGUAUCACAGAAAGCAGGUUUUGAGAAAUGCUUUGAAUAAAGGAGGAUUCAGGAAAGUGUUCGGGAAAGGGAAUUUUGUGUAUAAAGGAGUAGCUUGCCACCAACAUUCAUACACAUGAGAAUUCAGGUCCAAUGCAUCAAAUCUAUCACUUCUAAGUCUUCUAUACAUUCAUUUGUGUGAUCAGGAAGGGCAUUAUUCCUGACAUGGCUGGAUUGUUUUGUAUUCUACAGUCUGAGAAUUGGCAAAGAAUUGAUCUCAGCUUAGUAAGCAGGAGCAUGAUUGAUGUGAUGAUUUUUAAUAGUUGCUCGUCUGCAACUGGACUUAACUGUCAGGGGUCCUUUACAAAAUAUAGACACCAGCUUGCAUCUUUUCUCAUUGGCAAAGAGCCUUUAACUAGGAGACUAGAGGAAUUUAGAGGAUGGGACACAAGAGAUUUUAUCCUGGGGUGAGGAACCUGCUGCCCUCCAGUUGUUGCUGGAUUCCAACUCCCUGACCAUUAGCUGGAGACCAGCACCAAACCUUAAACUCACAUCCUUGAUAAUAUUCUAGGGCUGCAAGAUCCCCACACUUUGGGAACCAUGGGAGAGACAGACAUUCUCCCCACUUUCCUGUGCAUCAUGCAAAGCAAAUUUAACACAACGCAAGUGCGGAAGAAUAAAACAGAAAUGCCUGAAAUCCUUUAUAUAUCAUCUCUUAGCCUCCUGGCAUGCAGGUAUUUCAAAUAAAGAGUUGACUAGAGAAAUGACAAAAGCCCCUCUUAUUCUCAGUUUCGCUGCAGUCAAAGCCGUUAUGUGCCAUUUCAAUCUGCCCUUCUAAACUUUGCAGCCGAGUUAGCUCUGUUAACGUGGUGGCCCUCACAUUAGAAAUCACAGGCUUGUGCAAACAAAGCAAAGUCCAGAAGGAAAAGAAGUUAAUAUGGGCCGAGCAAAGGCCAUGCAGCAGGAGCAACAAAAUACAGAGGAGAACAAGGUACACAGCUACACAAAGCCUACUUGCGAUGGGUCAGGCUGUGGUGUACACCCUGACAGCUUUUGUCAGGGAGCUGCCAGGAUGGCUUCUCUUCAUGGGAAUUUUCCUGCCAGUGAUUCUGCUCCUGCUCCUGCUCAUUGCCUACCUGAGGGUUAUGCUACGACAGGGUGAGUCAGGCACUACAGGGCUCUGAAAGGUGGGCAGGUAUGCAGAACUAAUAAUAAAGCAGAACGCUCUGAAUUUAACCUAUACAGUAAUUAGGACUAGUUGUUCCUUCGAAACAACACCUAAUCUCCUGCUGUACUGUAAGAAACUGAUAUUAUCCUCAGUGCACUUCCCCAGGCAAAGGCCAGUAAAUAUAUUUGAUUGUGUAAUUGGCAGUAUUGAAAGGGUACUUACUGGUGGGUGGGAUACAGCACUGCUUCAGAACCAGUCCCCACCCCCACCCCAAAAAAUCAAAUAGAGCUGAACAGAUCUGAGCAUCAAGCAGUAAGACAAUGGCAAUAGCUGUGUGUGUGUGUGUGUGUGUGUGUUUAAUAAGAAAGGAACAGGAUUUCUAUGUCUUGGGUCUCCCACUCAGCCUGGCUUGAUUUUGUCCAGCUCUAUUUCAAGUUUGGCACACAAUUUUAUCGAUGCAUUUGAAAUGAAAUUGCUUUGGGAAAGUCCAUAAAUCAGCACCGAAAGCUAUCCGGCUCUUGCCCAAUUUCACUGUUGCAUUUAGAUAUGGUUAUUUCUUUCUUUCUUGUACUUACAUAUCACUCCUCAGGAGGCCCCCACAAAGUGGUUCCCCGAAGGUUAUGACAACAAUAAGCAUCCGGUUUUUUUAAUUACAGAAGAAGGUAAAAGGCAGCUUGCUUAGACAAACCUGUUACUCUUUCUUGUUCCCUCAGCGCAAGAUGGUCCUUCAGAGGGCCUUGGGGGUGGCAGUUGGGGGAGGGCCAAUCUGGGAGCUGGAAUGGUGACAGUUUCUCCUCAGAGCACAGUGAUCAAGGUCUUUGUCCUAGGCAGUGAAUCCUGUGAGUUUGCAAAGUUGGGAUUUAUUUAUUUAUAUGCCCUGAUUUCUUAUCACUUGACGCUUGCUUAGAUUGAAUUUCAUUUGCCAUUUUAGUAUCUAGUCACCCAGCAUGGAAAGAUCUCUUACAAGAGCUCCUUACAAUUCCCUUACAAUUGUUUCUGCCAUUCUGAUAAAUUGUGUGUCAUCAGCAAGCUUGGUUACUUCACUGCUCACCCUUAACUCCAGGCCACUGAUGAAGUUAAAAAGCAGCUUCUGUUGGUUCAAAUGGCAUCACUGCCGUUGGCUUACUGUAACACAUUAUACAUAGGGUUGCCUCUGAAGACAGUUCAGAAACUUCAGCUGGUGUAGAAUUUGGCAGCCUGGUUGCUCACCAGCCAAGACUGUUUGAGCCAUGGGGGUUCAAACCUACCAAGGGGGUAGGCAGGAUUUGGGGGGGGGGGCAGGACCAAUGUGACUGGUCAGUUGGUUAAGUAUUUCUAUUGUUUUACUGCCCCCCCCCCCCCGGCUAAAUCCAUGCAUAUAACACCAAUCCUGGCCAAAGUGCACUGGCUGCCAAUUAGUUUCCGGGCCCAAUUCAAAGUGCUGGUGCUCAGGACCACCGUACCUCAAGAACUAGCGUAUUAACUGACCGAGACCCCUGCGGUUAUUAUCUCAGGCCCUUCUUUGUGUGCCUCCUCCAUGAGAACGCCAGAGGGCGGAGUAUAAAUAAAUUUAUAAUAGUAUGAAAUGUAUUUUUCAUUUGUGUAUAAAAAAAAUGAACACAAGCAUGAAGCUCUACUGCUGAGAGGAAAAUUUUAUCUUGCUGGUCGCCUUUCAGCAGCUGCUGCAAACUAACACAGUGUGCUUAUCCUUUUCAGUGGACCAGGAGCUCUACAUAAUGCAUAAUCCCCCUGAUGCUGCUGCCAUUGAAGCCUAUGCCAAAUACUACAAACGGGGAAACGGUAAAAGGAAACCAAGAUCAUCCUAAGAAAUUGGUAACUUCCAGAUACAUAGUUUAAAAUUGGCUAUUUACUCCAGAAGUUUAAUAGCUGUUUAAUGUUAUGCAAAAACUGGGGGUAGAUGUGCGAGGGAAGUUGAAACAAUUUGUUCUUUUAAAAAGGUAUAAAUGAAUGGGGUUGUUAUCUAAAAAUUGGAUUUUAACCUUAUAUUAGGAAUCAAAAUAAUUAACAGCAGAAAAUGUUUUCAUGCAAAAAUAAUUAUGCACAAAAUGGAAAACUGGACUUUUCUUCCAUUUCUCUACCACUUAAAAAAAUCUCUCUGCAGUCACAAAUGUUGGAAAUACAGUGAAAUGUUGUUCUUGUACAAGAGAGUAUAAUACUGCUUGUACCUGAUGACAUUAUUUAGACCUAAUGCAUUUCUUAGGGCUUCUAUAGGGUUUUGUGUUUGUUUUGGAAAUUGCAGAUUUGCAACACUUUCAACUAAAGCAAAGAGGUUUGGUAGGAACCUUGUACUCAAAAUGAAUUGAAAUUUGCUGGCGAAAGACAAUUCUUCUUGCUACUGAGAUUUCGUCUAUGAUGUGAUUAUGGCAUUGCUGCAUUGAAGAACACUUGCUAUAAUGGCAUUACAGUAGCAAGAUUGUUCUACGAUUCUCUGUUGGGGACGCUGUAGUAGUGGAGUUUCAGGGAGCAGUUGGGGAGUUGGGCAACUUGACCUCUAGGAGGACAUUCAGUUAACAGCAUGACUCUUCCCCACUGGGCUGGAUAGGCAGGGGGAACAAAACCAGGGUGCCUCUUGCUAUAGGAAUGUUAUUAGGUUACAUAAAAUCAAGUUUUGUUUUAAAGACAUCCCACCCUCCUGAAAUGCUUUCAACCAUGUUGAGAAAGAGGCUCAAAACUGAUUUAUUUAUUUUUUGAGGUUUCAAAAUACAAAUGUGCUGAAACAUUUAGAGAAUAAACAAACUUUAUUUUAUAACAGUAUUACAGAAAGCAAAAUAUCACUUAAUACAACUUCAAGCUGCUAUAAAUUUAAUAUGGCAUCUUAACUAUACACAAGGUAAACAGUGAAGUAUGUGGGAAAGAGACAGUUAGCAGGUUUUCAUAUAGACCUCCUCAGUGACUAGCAGCCUCACUCAGCAGUUGGUUCCCAUACUACUUACAAUGGGUCCUUGGCUGCCCCCCAGUCCCUCAAUGUCCUGAAAACCUGUACAAGUUCAUCAGGUGAACUACUUAAAGACAACUGCUCAACAGACGUGUCAGUUAUAACAGGUAGACAAUGAGUUAUGUAAUGCAAGCAUCCUGCACAUGUAUUCAUAUAAUCAAAGUGUUUGACAUUUAACAUGUUAAGAGAAAAAGCACUAAGGUUUUAAGCUGCCUGGAUUAUCUUUGCCAGAAGGGAAGAGAGCAAAGUCCUUCCUAUCCUGUCUGGAAUGUUGCAGACGAAAGUGUCCACGAAGAAAUUGAACAAUGGCACUGAAGUGCAGAGAAGUUACUAAAACAGUGCUCAGUCAGUAGAAACAUCUUUAUAACUAUCUCUUCUAUAGUAUACCAGCACCAGUUCCCUUCAGAAAGUGGGAGAUCCUCAGAACAGACUAUAAGGAGUUUGUACAACAUCCAUACAAAUUUUAAUUUAUUUUCCCCACCAGGUCAUAGGAAAGCUUUGUGUUUUCUUUUAAUACAAGAUAAUGUAUUUCUUAUAUUAUUUGAUGUUUUAUUUACCUGAAUAAUCUGAAAAAAGCUGUUAUCCCAUUAAGAGGCUUUAUUUGGAAACAUUUUGAAAAGAUUUAGUGAAAGAUUCUUUCCUUCCUGCACUUGCUAAAGUGAAAAGUGCUUACUAAAUAUUUUUGUUCACUUUCAUGCAAUCAAGAAAUCAGUUAUAUAAAAUGUCAGGGAAACGUGGAAAAAAUAAUAAAUCUCUAAACCUCAUAAAAAGCCAAGAAUGUUAAGAAGUGGUUAUAAAAAUAAAAGACAUAUAUGGUAAAGGACCAGAGAAGAUAAGUUUUGGUGUCGGCAGUUUGUUCUGGAAAUGUCUGGUCAUUGUCACCAGGCUUGGUGAAGUCAGUGAAGUAGCGGUGGGGACACCGACUUGAAUGAUCAAAGUUCUUCGGUCACAAAUCAGUCUUCAGAAUUCUAAAGGAAGGCAAGCAGUUUAAUGUCAUUCUUUACAUUUAGUCACAGAUUUUGAAUACUAUUAAAAACACUCUCAACCAUAUUACAGCUUUCUUCGUGUAAUGUUCCUUUUUCAAGUCAGUCACAUGCUACAUUUUUCUUAUUUUAAGUGGCAUCAGACCUCCCUCUUCAGAAGAGCAGUUUUCCUUCAUUUUUCAAGGAGGUAGCUAAGGAACUCUCUCUCUCUCAUAAUGCAAAUAGCUCCUAAUGCAUCACCAUUAGCAUUCAAAAGGCCUACAGUCUCAGCCAUGCCUUUCUGCUUUCCCUUUGUGCUCUUCUUCCGAACAAAACUCCAAACUGGAAGGUCCAAAACAUUAUACCCGAGAUCUGAUUCCAGACAGAAUCACAAAAGAUGCAUUUAUUUGUGGUAAAGAACAUUCAAAUAGGGGUUCCAGGUGCUUGGUAGCAGCAGCCAGGGCAGUCUUACAAUGGCUGUGCUCUUUCCUUUCAGGUCGGGGACAGAGGGUGGCGCUAGGGGAGGAAUUGUCGUCGCGGACCCCUUGGGUCUGUGGAGUGCCACAGGGUACAAUCCUCUCCCCGAUGCUUUUUAAUAUCUCUCUGCGCCCGCUUGCCCAACUUGUUCAGAGCUUCGGGCUGGGCUGUCAUCAAUACGCUGACGAUACCCAACUUUAUCUGCUGAUGGAUGGCCAUUCUGACUCAGCCCCAGACACACUGACCAGAUGUUUGGAUGCGGUGGCUGGAUGGCUGCGUGGGAGCCAGUUGAAGUUAAAUCCUUCGAAGACAGAGGUCCUCUGGUUGGGUUGGGACGACAUGGGGUUGGAGCGCCAACUCCCAUCCCUUGCAGGGGCACAAUUAGUACCAGCACCUUCAGUCAAGAGUCUGGGCGUAACCUUCGACACCUCCCUCUCCAUGGAGGCACAGGUCGCAGCUACAGCAAAAGCGGUAUUUUUCCAUCUCCGCCGUGCCAAGCAGUUGGUCCCUUACCUUUCCUGCCCUGAUCUUGCCACUGUGAGCCAUGUGAUGAUUACCUCCAGGCUCAAUUAUUGUAAUUCACUUUAUGCAGGCUGGCCCAGAAACUCCAGGGGGUGCAGAAUGCCACGGCAAGGCUCCUUACUGGGUCCUCGCCAUGGGAUCACAUUCAUCCAGUGCUACACCAGCUGUACUGGCUCCCAGUGGACUAUAGGGCCAGGUUUAAGGUGCCAGUUUUAACCUUUAAAGCCCUAUACGGCCUAGGACCCUCAUACCUACAGGACGGCCUCUCCUGGUAUGUCCUGUGGAGGACCUUACGGUCCACAAAUAACACCUUGGCAGUCCCAGGCCUCAAGGAGGUUAGGCUGGCCUCGACCAGGGCAAGGGCCUUUUCGGCCCUGCCCCAGUCUGGUGGAACGCUCUGCCACAAGGGACCAGGGCCCUGCGGGAUUUGACAUUUUUCUGCAGGGCCUGAAAGAUGGAGCUGUUCCACCAGGUCUUUGGCCCAGAUCCAGUCUGGGACCUUUUUUACAAGACCUUGCAUGUAAAGGGCCCCUCUAACCCUUCUCACUGGCUCAUAUGAUCAGCACAAAUAGCUGGGCCUGGUGAACACUUAAUGUUCCCAACCCCAUAGUUAUAGUUUUAAUUUGUGGGUUGCCAUCUGAUUUUAUUCAGAUUGUAAUCUGAUUUUAAGCUGUAUUUCAACCGAUUGUUUGAUCUUAUGUUUUAAUGUAUUAUAUAUUUGAUGUUAGCCGCCCUGAGCCCAGUCUUGGCCGGGGAGGGCGGGAUAUAAAUAAAAUUUAUUAUUAUUAUUAACCUGGGAGGAUAAUAGUUUUGUAUCGGGUCUUGUCUCAGGCUCUUACCUUAUUCUCCUCCUUCCGGAAGAUCUGUUUCCUUAUGCACCACAACUCUUGUUACAGACAUGUCAGGAUGCUGUUCUUUGGCUUCUUUAAUGGCUUGUGCCAAUGCCUACGUAAGUAUUAAAAAGGACCCAUUAAAUAAAAAUUAUGAGGUAGUUUGGCCAGUAAUGACUACACUUCCUGGACUGGAUUUGUUCAGAAGUGACAACUGAACAGAGGAAGAAUGCUGCUCCUCCAUUACUGAGACAGCCAAAUAAAAAGCCUAGAGAGGCUACUGGGUAUUUUAAGUUAUGAGCUGUAAACUAUGUUUUGGUAUCUUACAUAUUUAUCUAAAGCAUUUAGAUCCUCCUUUUCUGGCAAACCUCACAAAGCAGUUUUUCAGCAAAACAUUAAGAAAGCACUAAUAAUAAAAACUCCAGAAAAGGUAAGAAACAGAAAAACUUUUUAAAGCACACCACAUCUUUAUAUUGAUCCACAUAGUGAGCUAUUUGGAUCAAUAUAAUAUCUAGACAGGAAUGUUUUAUUGCUGCAACGACAUACAAGCAUUAGGAGUCCGUCUAGAUCAGACCAAAUGACCAUCUAUUUCAGUAUCCUGUUCUCACAGUAGCUAAUCAGAUGUCUAUGGGAAGCCCAUAAGCAGGACAUUAGCGCAACAACGUUCUCCACCACAACAACUGGCACACUGCUUCCAAUACUAGAGGAGGUAUUCAACACCCAUCUCACUUAGCUAUGUCUUAACUUCGUUAGGUUCAUUAAUUUCAAUGGAUCUGUUAUGAGUAAAACUUAGCUGAAUACAACCCUGGAGAAGGUUCAUAAUCAUCAUGGCUAGUAGCCACUGACAAGUCUUCUCUAACCCUCUUUCAAAGCCAUCGAAGUUGGUGGCCAUUACUACAUCCUGUGGUACUAACUGUGACAAUUUAACAAUGUGUCGUGUGUAUCACUUCCUUCUGUUUAUCCCAAAUCUUCCAACAUUCAGCUUCAUUAAAUAACCCCAAGUUCUAGUAUUAUGAGAAAGGGACAGGAACUUAUCUCUAUUCAUCUUUUCUGCCCUAUACAUAAUUUUAUCCCCCUCUAUCAUGUUUUAUUUUCAAACCCUUUCCUAAUUCCCCUCAACAUGGAAUCUGACUUUUCUUCACAGCUGCCACACACUAGGUUGACAUUUUCAUCAAGUUGUCCACCACAACGCCAAGACCUCUUUCCUGGUGGGCUGCCACUGGUGCAGUCGCAAUCAGAGUAAGCGUGGAAUUAGGUUUUUGUGUGUGUGUGUGUGUGUGUGUGUGUGUGCAACACUUUACACAUGCUUUUAUUUUAGCCUUGUGUUGAUGCAGUGACAGGAGGCUCAUUUGUGGGCACAGGUCCUUUGAUAUUUGGCAUAUAUCUUGCACACAAUGUUGGAAGAUACCAAUUCAGGUAAGAAAACCAGCUGCAAGACACUGACCAGUAUCAAACCUAAUUGCCAAGAACAGUAGCUUAUGUAUUCACUGGUGACUGAGUACAUAAGACCACAGCAACACUAAUGUAGGGUGGAGAGGGUGAAAUUUGCUGAGGGGAAUCAGUGGGCAAAGAGGAUGGUGCUUAAUGUUUCCCUCAUUCAUCAAUUCUGCUUUCAAAUGCCCUAACUGGCUUUUAAAAUCCCCUCCUUCCCACAGAAAACCAGCUGGACUCAGAAAAGAAACCCAAACCAAGCGAAAAUGACCAAGGAUGGAGAAAACAAUCAGUGGGCACCAGAUUCCCCAUCAAGUCUCCUUGACAACUGAUUCUCACCCCCACCACUACCACAGUUGCUACAGCAAUUGUAGGAUUGGGAAUAUAUGUUUCGCAAGGUAAUGGAUAGUUCUGCCAGGAGGCACCUGUCAGCUUCCUUCCACACCUUGUUGAUGUGGGAUGUGGAAAGUGUAAGCACUGGGCAAUUAGCAACUUUUCCCUAAAGAUCUUUUCAAAACACAGUUCAGAGGUAAACAAAAUGAGUGGCAAUUUUGCCUUGACAGAUGCACACUGGAAACUCGAGACAUAAACCAAAAUAAAUAGCGAUCAGUUUUUAAAUAUAUAACCUUUAGGGCUUAACAAUAAAUGGCUAAGUAUAUACAUGCACCAUUUUGCUUUCCCUAUACUUUAUUUAGUACUUGAGCAUGGAAGAGUUAUUCUUCAGAAUACAGAGAAAUAAAAUUGAAAACAAGAUCGGAUAGGCAAGAAAAAAACUGGUUUUAAGAAAUAAUGCUUUCAAGGUUCCUAGAUACGGUUUCAGCUUUGACAAAUACUUUAUUUCUAAGCUGUAUUGAACAUCAUUUAGAUUAUAUAAUGAAGAAUGACAUAUCAGGGUUGUUCAAAUUGAAUAAUUCAGGGGUUCAAAUAUGAAAAAUAAAAAUAUUUUAUUCUUAUCAAGUGUAUUUUCCAUUUUAAAGGGUUACUACAGAUCCUAAUUUUACUGAAAUAAUGCUGGAAUUUACAUCUGAAUACGAGCACAUGUUUUACAUAAAUUUAAAACUCAGACAUUUACAAAGCUGAACAAGAUCUUGUGUUACAAACAGAUGCAUACAAUCUAUCUCUAAAAAGUUUACUUUAAGGCUUUAUAAUAUUUAUCCUAAGUGGAAUAUACUAAGAUAUGAAUUUUAUUAAAGCAAUUCUGUUGUCUGACCUUUCCAGAUUCCCCAGCUGUAUGUUUUUUGUUUUUUAUUUUAGCAUGUGCUGGGACAGACAUCCCUCAUGCCUAAUGCUAAACAGCUCUGUCAUUUAAUUUCAGGCUUCAAGGAGAGAUUGCACUUGUCACAAGCCACUUGCUACAGGCACAUCAAAAUCUGAAAUUAAAUUUACUCAGAGUCCUUGGUACAUUACAAUUAAGAAAUGAAAAUUAAAUCCCUGUUCUGUUAAAUUGUGAACCUACCAUCAAUUAAGAAUCAGUGCAGCACCACAUAGUAAAAACGGCAGAUUAUAAUUACAGUAAUUCAGUGAUGGUUAGCGAUUUGCAUCAUGAGGUGGCUGAGUUUUAAAAAUAUUGUUCGUGUUCUUAUAAUAGAACAUUUUUGACAGGGGAAAAACCUCAACUGCCUUAUGAGGGGCAAAAUAUUGGAAAGCAGAAUAUGAUGUGUUCUGUCUCUCACCUGGUCGUGGUCAAGGUCCGCAUCGCCAGUGAUAACAAUCCGCUUUUCAAUUCUGGUUUCUGACACACCACCUUUUACUGUCUAAAGAUUUCAAGAACAAGAAAUGUUUUACUUAAUCUUCCAAUGUAAGUAGCAGCUUGUAACUGAACACAGGAAAGGCAGAAAACCUUUUUCUAGUUCUUCUAAUGUUUACAGUUUAGUAACAAUUCUUAAGAUAAAAAAACACAGCACAUUAAGGCCUUAAGACUUAUUUCUAUACUUUCAUUAUUCAUAUGUGUAACAGGAAAAACCACACCUGCAGCACAAAACUCAACGUUCUUCUUCACUAUCUGGAAAUUCCAGUACCACUCAGUCAAAUGUGGGUCACAAUUUAAACUCAGUAAAAUACAAAUACGAUCAACAAUACUAAAAGAAUAUAUGAAAGCCCCACCAGCACAAAAUAAUCAGCAGCAUAAAUCCAUUAUGCACUGCAACCUAGAGUAGCAUCGAAAGACAAGGGGGGAGAGGGUUGAACAGAUGGUACUAAAUGGUAACAGUGUCCAUGCCUUCAUUUAGGAUAGUCAUAACUGCUCUAAACAUACUUAAAAUAAAUCAUCCUAGGUUAAAUAUAAUGAAAGUUCAAGGUUCCAGAAAAUAAGAGAGUCACAAAAUCUUGAAUUCUGAAUGUUUCAUUAGUACAUAUAUAAUGUGCCCAGAAACCUGGAAUAAUAUAACAUUUCACAGCCGAUUUUGAUUAAGAGCAGUCUACUUCUGUCCUGUUUUGUUAAAACAGAUGAGAACAGCAAACCUCACUGUUUUUCUUUUUACCUUUGUGAUGUGUGUGGUUGUGGUUGUAGAAAGAGAUUCUGAAGUGAUCGUCUGUGCACUCAACAGCACACCAGCAUCACCACUGCCAUCAAACUGCACCAUCAAGAAGAAAGAGCAAUAGUCAAUUUUGACAAAACAGGGAAGCCAAACUAGCAGCCUUCUUUUAAACAAAAGUUGCCUGUUUUAGAAAUGAAGACGUCAAGUGCAGUAGACAAUUCUGGAACACACAAUGUACUAAAUGUCAUUUAACAUGAUUCAGUCAUUAUUAACCCCUUCUCAGGCAGGUGAGGUCAAGAUGGCAUCUGAAUGAUGUUCUCAGAUAAAGAAGUCCAUUAGUUCAUUGUCCUAGUAUAAGCAGUGUAUGUAUAUAGAUAUUAUUUCCACAAGGAGAUACGGCAACUUUUCCUCUCCCAACAAGCUUACAAUAUUGUAUCCCAAAAAGGCAUUCUAAAUUAUACAACACCUGUACCUGGGGAGAUUCAUAUGUGAUCGUUUUAGUUUCUGUCUGCACAAUUGGUACUUCCUUGGUGGAUAUUUCAGUUCUCUGUGAAGCAUCUGAAAUGGUCACCAUCUCAGUUUUAACCACUGGAGGCUAGUGUUUAGAAAGACACAGAAGAGUAUGAAUUUUGAAGUACGUGGUAUACAGCAGUCUAUGAACUGGCUUCAGGCAACAAGAUCCCAGAUUCACUUUUUAAACAUUCCUUAGAAGAACUUCUAAACCCAAGUCUGAAAAUCAUGAACACACAAGAAAUGUUAAGUGUUCUGUCUACUAAAUAUAAGAAAGCACUUGAAAAUCACCAUAGUAUAUUUCCUAUGCUAGAUAGGAAUAUAAAUUUAAAUCAGUAGCAUAUAUAAAAAUGGUUAAUAAAUUAACAUACAAUCAGAUUGGUAAGAUUUAAAGCUUUUAAAAUAUCAGGGUAUACGAGCGAUCUAUACAGUGGUGAGCCCAUGGCCAAUCACAGCUUUCCAUUGUUUGAACCCAUAGCUUACAUCUGAUUUAAAAGCUGGCUUUUUUAAACUUCAGGCACAUAAUAUAUACUCACUGUAGGUGAGCCACAAAUGGCCACAGCAUUUAUGUGUUUCUGUCUUGUACACCAUGUUAACAAGAUAUGUAACUACUUCAAACUUUAUAGUUUGAGCAAGUACAUCAUAAAAUUCUUCUGAAACAGCCCUUACGAACAGUUUAAAUAAUUAUUUAUUAAGCUUGUCAAUAUAUCUUCAAUGAUCUCGUUGGUAUGACCUACCCUUAUAGAGCCAAUAGAUGUCACCCCAAAACCAACUCCAUACACUACUUCCUGAGUGUCACAAACUUGCUACAACUCCUUAUAUGGCAAUGUUUAAUAAAAUGCAUAAAUGCAUUUUGAGACAGUUUAAAACUUGACAAAUCCUGCCAAUGGGGACAAGAUUGACCUAGAUGGCCCUGACCAUCAUUACGAAUCUUCUGUUUCCAUAUUUAAUAACCUUGGGGGUGGAAAUGCCCUCAGCCACUCCAGUAUAACUAUGGUGCUCCACACACAUUUCUCUAGCUGGAUGAGGAAUUGCACAUGCAAGUGGCUCUGGGAAUCCUCCUCCAGUCCAGCUGCUAUGUGCACCAUUCUGGUCUUUUUGAAACACACACACAACGACGACAGCAGCAGCAGCAGCACAGAUCAGCUUUGGGGGGGAUGGAUGGAUGGAGGCGGAAUGGGUUUAGUCUUUCCUUCCAGAAAUAUCAGCUGAUUAACACAGUUGCUGUGCUCCCAAAUUGCUGUUUGCCAGGACCACACACACACGGAUUGGAACCUUUAACCUGUGCUUCAUUUACCAUCUCUCAGGCUCUUCAUUAUGCUGCAUGUUCUUAGAGAAAAUAAAUUUGAUUUAGCAUCUACUGAGUAAGUUCAUGCCUCUCGAGGACUACAAGUGGCUAGCAUAAAAUAAUAACUAUCUGCAAAGGACUUUGGUUAAGAGUAGUAAAUAUGGUAUGUGUGUCUCAUGGUGAUUUAUAGAAUGCACCAACUGUGCGUUCCUACAAAUUCUGGCUAUUUGUGUUUUAGUAUUUAGAUAGGAGGUUUCAUAAAAUAGGUAGGGUUUUUCAAUUAAAAAAAUACUUGGGUUUUAAGACUAUUACAUCAAAUGCAUAAAAUGCGUUUUCAUCUCAUGCCCAAGAAAGGUAACAUGACAAUUCCAAUUAAAACUUAUUGAAGGAUAAUAAAAAUCAAACUAGACAGGACAAGACUCAAACAAAUUAACACAUGCAAAACAAACAGAACAUGAGAAAGUAAAAAGAUGGCAUAAUCCCAGGCAAGUUCGCUCUUCUGGGUAACCAAACUAGUAAAAAAUUCAGAAGCCUUAACCAAAGGCAGAAUUUGACUACACAUCCAUUUUCCACUUUCCAGAUCUGAAUCUUUAUGAAAACCUGAAGAGGACAGAGAAGAAGAAAGGCAGAGAUAUUGAACCCUAGGACGAUGUGCCUGAUAAAGGAUCCCUUACUCUUCUACCAUUUACCUCGGAGCAACAAAUUAUUUGCUGUGAAACAUCAAUGUCACUAUGCGAUGCCUCUCCAUUUACUUUGAGCUGCUCUUCCACCCUCUCUUCUUUCAGGGCUUGCUUAUCCAGUUUUGCCGGGUGUCCCUCUCCGGGUGUCUUGGUGGAUACUUCAUUUGCCUGGACCAAUGUUUCUGUCACUGGUAUGUGCGUAACUGUUACUUGAACUGGACUGGCUUCUUGUGAAAUUUCUGCACACACUGUUGCCUGUGCAUUGUGUUCUCCCUCCUCUAUAACUUCAUUUUCUUCUAUUUCUUCUUUUAUGGCACCCUGAGUCAUCCGUUGGUGUGGCUGAUAUUCUCCUACUUCAUCUUCACUCUCACUACUGCUGCUACUUGAUGACAGUGAUGAAGAAUCCUUCUUUGAUAGGUGCUCCAUCUUCUGAGUUUGCCCACCACCAGAGACAAGUUGUGUUUUGCCUCUGUUGGUAUCGGCAGUGACUACUGUCUCUUCUAUCCCAACCUCUGCCUGCUUCUUCUCCACUACGUUCAGAGUCUCAUGCGAACUCUGCACAAAACAAAUGGAUGAGGAAAAACAAAAAGUAGAAAACAUGAAUAAAUAAAAUAGUGAACAUAAAACUAUGUGAUGGGUGGUUCAGGUCACAUGAAGAACAAAGAUGACUGUAAUGGUUAAAUGAAAAAAGGAAGGAAGAAUGAAGAUUCUGAAAUGUCAAAGCUUAAUGGACUAUGGCAAAAUAGUAGAACCUUAAUCGUUCUGCUGGCUCCAAUGGAAGGCUCUUCUGUUUGGGGAGUAAAUUUCUGUGAAACAAGAAGCAACCAGAAGACAAACAUAAAUACAAGUUUCAACAUCUCUUGACACAAACAUCUGAUUUUAUCAUUUCACAAACAGCACAGAGGGACUGAUUGCACGCUCACACAUGUACAGCACAAUUUGUUAAAUUAGCACAGAUCAAGUGCACAGCAAUAAGCACACUGAAAAUAUGCAAUAUUUUUUUAGUCCAGAGUGCUGUAAAACUUUCUACUUAUGAAAGCUCCAAAGUUAGCAUUUGGUAAAUCUGGAUUCUUUAGGGGGUUUUAUUUCACUUGAUUUAUCUGAACAGGAUACAUCUCUAUUUGAAACUUGCACUCUCUUGGCUUGGGACAGGUUAAACUCUGAAAUAAAUAUUCUACUUUAAUAACUA
This is a messenger RNA of Podarcis lilfordi (Lilford's wall lizard), 66371 nucleotides long. NCBI's taxonomy places the organism in Eukaryota, Metazoa, Chordata, Lepidosauria, Squamata, Lacertidae. The record is from the annotation of a GenBank genome assembly.